CUAUCGAGAUCACCUGGCAGGAGGGUAGAGCUGGCUGGGCAUGUUGAGAGUCUGGAUGCAGCCACACCCCCAGCUGGUAAGUACAUAGGCCACACUAGCUUUCUAGGAAUGUCUUACCUGACACCUUACAUUCCAUAAUGUUAUUUAGACUUGGUAAGUCCCAACUGUCUAAGAACUACAACUCCCUUGAUGCCUUGACAGCUUUAAGGCUUUAGGUCUUACAACAGCUGAGAUCUGCGUUUUGGCCAUUACUGAACAAAACAUUGAUUUAUUUAUUUUUGCAGCCACUUGCCCACUGAUGGCUUAUGUUUGGCACGCCUGCUAUUGUGACCUAAUGGCUGCCAGCCAAGGAUGUAGUUGUUCUAAUCUCCCCCUUUGCUGUUGGAUGAGUUAAUUGUACCUGGGGUAAACUAAAUUCGAAUUUAACUUGUAGGUGAAUUGAGGUUCGUUCUGCUGUAACGGUCUCUGUGUUCUAUUUUGUCACUAAUGUUUAGGCAUCCUCUGAAAUGCUGUGUGAAGAUGUAUUUGUACAUUAUCUGCAAUUUUUGAGACAUCAGGAACGUAGAAAAUUCAAUAUUUCCCUGCUGGGAAAUAGUUUGUUUGCAGUCGGGUUAAAUUCUAUCGAGAUCACCUGGCAGGAGGGCAGAGGUUUUUUUUUUUUAAGGGCCAUAUUAAUCUCUUUGGUACUUGUGUGCUUGAUGUUCCAUUGACUAGUGGAUACAAUGUGCGGACACUUUAGGGGUUUAUUCACUAAACUGGGCGUUCUGGUGAAUUGACUAGAGAAUUUUUUUUUAUUUUUUUUUGACAACGUAGCCAAGCUGGAAAGAUUUUCCAACCCUAUUGUUUUUCCAGUUCUGUAGCUUUGGUGUACAAUAUGCAGUUCUUUAUCAUUUCUACACCAUCUCUAGUUUAGGAAAUAAAAUAAUUAAAAUGUUUUUUUCUGCACCCAAAUAAGAGCAUGAUUUGUGUAUGUUUUGUAACCUAUGGAUAUGGCAUAUGGUCUUGUAUAGUUUAUAUUUCUGAAUUGCACCUGUUCACACAGCAGGAUUGUACACUGUUAGUAGCAACAAAAUCACCUUGGGAACUUGUUAGAAAAAUCAAAUUAUAAUGUAUACAAUGAAACGUUAGGCAGACCGGGCGACACAGAAUUUUGUUUUUUUGUUUUUUGCUCCCUUUUAGUUGCCAAAUUGUCAUUUAGACAACAAUGUUCAUUAUGUUAAAUUUAACACCCUCCCCCCUCUCUCUCAGACUACUCUGAGGGCUCACGAACUUCAAAUGGGUAAAAAAUGUGUGUGUAUGUGUGUGUGUGUGUGUGUGUGUGUGUGUGUGUGUAUAUAUAUAUAUAUAUAUAUACACACACAUUGCAGCAUAGAGGCAAAACCGUGUAAACUAGUGAUCAGUGAUCUACUCCGUUUAAAAAGUACAGUGAGACAACAGUAUACUCUGAUAAUGAAAGUGAUUUCAUACUUUUUGUAUGACUUAAAGGACCACUAUAGUGCCAGGAAAACAUACUCGUUUUCCUGGCACUAUAGUGCCCUGAGGGUGCCCCCACCCUCAGGGACCCCCUCCCGCCGGGCUCUGGGGAGAGGGAGGAAUUAAACUUACCUCUUUCUCCAGCGCCGGGCGGGGAGCUCUCCUCCUCUUCGGCUGAAUGCGCAUGUGCGGCAGGAGCUGCGCGCGCAUUCAGCCAGUCUCAUAGGAAAGCAUUCAUAAUGCUUUCCUAUGGACGCUGGCGUCUUCUCACUGUGAUUUUAUUAAAGACACGGAGGCUCCUAUUAUGCUUCUCUUUCUUUAAUUCUCCCUCAGCAGCGAAGAGAGAUAUAUGCAAAAGAGAUAAAAAGAACAAAUAACAUUAGCAUAUGACAGUGCUAACAUAGGUAUCCACCCCCUUCAGUAUAUAAGGUGUAGCACUCCAUGCCUCUUCCUCUUUCUUCGCUGCUCCCUCAGAAGAUAAGUACACUCUCACUUUGCUAUGGUGUGCUUUGGGAUAUUAUUAUUAUUGUUAUCUUGCUGAUUUUCACACUUUAUUACUGCAUGCUAUAUUAGAUUGAGACUGUGUUGCUUUAGCUUGUGUUGGGAACACUGUGUGUACCCCUUUUUUAGCACUGUUUAGGCUGUGCCUUUACUUUACUUUAGUGUGUCUGGGGCUUACUUGGGUUUAGCUGUGUCUUCCCUCCCUCCCACCCCCCCCCCCGGUUGGGGGCUCCUUUCCCGGUCACACUCGCUGCCCUUCUUCGCCGUCGGGGCUCAUAUGAGUCACCCGCGGCGUUUUCGGCACUAUUUUGUUUCCGCCGGCCGGACCUACUUCUAGUCCGCGCGGCGAUCCUCAUCACCUUAGUUCGCCGUGCGCGAGCAACGCGCAUGCGCGGUUACUCGCGCCGGCCAUUUUUUUGGUUUUCUGGUCGCCGGUUAAGGCGGCGGCCAUCUUUUUUUCUGUAUUACCCGCUCACACGCGGGAAUUACUUUAUCUGUGACCCUACCACUGCUUUAGGUCGGACAUACCCUCCAUCUCUCCCCUACUCUACCUGGGUUAAUCAAUCCUGGUAUCCUAUACCAGCCCUAUCCCCCUAUUUAUUGUUUUAUUAUAUUUUCAUCUCACUUGCUCAAAUUCCCUGACCAUGCAGUCUGAUGAGAAAUCCUCUGGCAAGUUUAGCACCUCUAUGGUCAUGACUGACCCUGACCUCCAGAUUGACCCUGGGCUCAUGAGCUCUGAGGAAUUCCAAUGCCUCCUGGACUCCACCAUGUCCAAAUCUAUAUCCAAGGCCAUAUCUUCAGCCAUGGGAGCUAUGUCCUCUACUAUUUCGGACUCCAUUACACAGGCGCUUAAACAGGUACAACCCCCCUCUGCACCUACUUUGACCCAUAACCCCCCUGAGGGGUUGAUACCAGGGCGCAAAGCGCUAACCAAGCGCAGACAUUCACAAGACCCCACCCCCACGCAGGUUGACCCUGCUCAGAUUGACAUGCCUCAGGCUGUCCAUGAUGGCGCGCAACAACCGCGCAGUAGAGCUUCUGGGCGAGCUACGGCUGCCAGAGACUGGAAACGGGCUAGAACCCAAGAUAUAUUGUCUGACUCAGACGAGGAGGGGGAAGAGGGGUCAGACGUCCCGUACUCAGACCCAUACGGGGACGAGCUCUCAGAGGGUGAAAGCCUCCAGGGGAAACAGUUCCCCUUAACGCCUACCCGUACCGCUGCUCAGUCAGGGGCACCCGAGGCGGAAACAAGCCACAACCCAAAAGAGGUUCCACUAUUUGACCCUGACAACUUAAGACACCCACGCUCUGCGGAGUGGGAACCCUCCGAGCACAUUGCCCGAUACCUGGCCCUCAGAGUACGUAAGUCCCUCUCUCAGGAGGGCCGUAAUAAGUUGAGAGCUGAAUGCCCCCGACCCAUAAUUCCUGAUGCUGUGGCAAAAACCCCAGAGGUAGACCCUCAGAUAGCCCAGUUUCUAGCCAAGACCGGCUGGAAGUCUAAGAAGGGAUUGGACUACUCCCUCAGAAACUGUCAGGACAAGUUCCUAGACACUCUGGGCCCUGUCACUAAGCUCUAUGAACUGCUGGAAGCAGCUCAGUCGGGUGAGGCACCACUAGACUUUGAGGUGGCGUUUGGCUGGCUCCAACGCUUGGUCUGCAUGAUCGGCAAUGCCAACACUGCCAUGUCAACGGAACGCAGGAAGGCGAUCCUGCUGAAAAUUGAACCCAAGCUGGCUAGCAUGGCCUCCACCGAGCCAGGGGCGGCGGCUAAAGGUCUGUUAUUCGGCGAAUCCUUCGUCAAAGACCUGGGCUCCUAUGUAAAGACUUUUACGGCUCUGGAUAAGGCCCAAUCAUCCAUUAAAAAGGUCUUCCACCAAAAGGUUUUCGGUGGGGCCGGUAGAGGUAGGAGCCGUCUAUCCGGCCGCAACCCCCGAGGUCUCUCCAGACCAGGCAGAGGCUCCUUCAACAUACAGAGGCAAAACCAAGAACGUUCCUACACUCCGUUCUUCCCUUCUCGAGGAAGAUCUUGGAAUGCCCGUGGCGGCAGAGGAACGGCCCCAGGAAAACGCCCUUAUGGUGAGUACGAUUUUUCCACAUUUUUCCCAUAUAAACGUGGGGGGCAGACUGGCUUUGUUUUCUCAGACUUGGGCCACUAUCACGUCCGACAGCUGGGUGCUACAGACUGUAGAGGGUUACCAUUUGGAGCUGACAGGCCUUCCUUUGCAGGUUUCCCUCCCACAAGUGCCACGCAUGUCGCAGGCGCACCACGACCUCAUCUCCACGGAGAUAGAGUCCCUUCUCAGCAAAAAUGCCAUAGAGGAGAUCCCUCUAGAUACCCCAGGUUUUGUAAGCAACCUGUUCUUGGUGCCGAAGAAGGGCGGGGGUGUCCGCCCGGUGAUCAACCUAAGACCCCUCAAUGCCUUCAUACAAUACCGGCAUUUCAAAAUGGAGGGCAUACACUGCCUCCGAGACCUCCUUCUCCCGGGAGAUUGGAUGGUGAAACUCGAUCUGCAAGAUGCAUAUCUCACGAUCCCAAUAACCCCAUCACACAGGGACCUGCUACAAUUCCGGUGGGGCACAAAGAAAUGGCGCUUCUGCUGCCUUCCUUUCGGGCUAUCCUCUGCUCCCUGGUGCUUUACAAAAAUGCUGAAACCAGUGGUUGCAUUCCUCAGGUUACACGGUAUUCGUCUAAUCAUAUACCUGGACGAUAUCCUCAUACUGUCGGGGACACGAUCCCUUCUGCUGUCACACCUAUCGUGGACCCUUCACCUCCUGCAGAACCUCGGUUUCCUGGUGAACUGGGAGAAAUCGGUAUUACAACCCUCUCAGCAGAUGGAAUUCCUAGGAUUCCGAGUAGACUCCAUACAACAAACCCUGUGCCUCUCUUCGGACAAGAUGUCCAACAUAAAGAAGGAGAUCAGGAGGAUAAGGAACCGCCCAGACAUUUCUCUAAGACAACUGGCUCGAGUGAUCGGGUUACUAGCGGCCUCUAUACAAGCGAUCUUCCCGGGACCGCUCCACUACCGGGCACUACAACGCCUGAAGGCAUCUUGCCUAAGGAAAGGGCAAUCAUACGAUUCCAACAUCACGCUGGACGAAGAAUCCAAGGAGGAACUGGACUGGUGGUUAACACACAUAGAAGCAUGGAACGGACGGGCAAUCUUCGGCUCCACUCCAGAUAUGAUAAUAGAGUCAGAUGCGAGCUUACAUGGCUGGGGCGCGCGCUGCGGCUCCAUAUCCACAGGAGGCAGAUGGUCAGUAAACGAAUCUUUCCUACACAUAAACUCACUGGAACUACUGGCGGCCUCAUUUGCCAUCCGCAGCCUCACACCCAAGGGCAUCUCUUGCUCAAUCCUCCUCAAGUUGGACAACAUCUCUGCAGUCAGGUACAUAAACCAUCUGGGGGGUACCAAGUCACGCAUCCUGGCAGUCUUGGCUCGAGACUUCUGGCAUUACUGUUUGCAAAACAAUGUAUCAGUGACCGCGGAACACAUACCAGGUCUGGACAAUUACACCGCGGACUGGAACUCCCGAUACCUGAGAGACUUAGGGGACUGGAGACUCCAACCGAAAGUCUUCUCCAAGAUAGCGCGCCUAUGGGGCCCCUUGAGUGUGGAUCUCUUUGCCUCCAGGCUGAACACACAACUUCCUCAAUUUUUCAGUUGGCGACCAGACCCGGAAGCCUUGGCAACGGAUGCCUUCCUGCAGGUCUGGACAGGGGGACGAGCUUACGCUUUUCCCCCGUUCAACCUGAUCGCUCGGACUCUGGCCUACAUUCGACGGUACAGAACCACGUUGGUCUUGAUAACACCAUGCUGGAGGUCUCAACCCUGGUUCCCCCACCUUCUGGAAAUGGCGAUCGAUUUUCCGCGGUUACUACCGGAUCAAACGUCCCUGUUGACCAACCCAGACGGGGAGAACCACGACCUGAUAGAACGGGGAAUCCUUCGUCUCAUGGCAUGGCUCCUUUCCGGGGACCCUGGGAAAUCACGGAGGUUUCGAGAACAACUACCCAACUCUUGGCGAAUGCCUGGGCACCAGGAACAAGACGCGCAUAUGCUACGGCAUGGAGAGCUUGGUCCGAUUGGUGCCUGGAAAAAUCAGUGGAUCCCAUAUCAGCUCCUGUAAAGACGGUACUCGACUUCCUUACUCAAUUGUUCGAAUCGGGCAAGGCAUUCCGUACAGUCAAUAUGUACAGAUCUGCUAUCUCAGCGGGUCAUGACCCUGUGGACGGAAUCCCCCUCGGACAGAACCCCCUGAUAUGUCGCCUACUCAAAGGUAUACGUUUCUCACGUCCACCAAAAUCCAGAUACGGAUCCUUUUGGGAUGUCAACAUAGUGUUCAAAUUCCUGGAAGCAUGGCCCGACAAUGCGGCACUGUCAUUUAAACAGUUGUCUGCGAAACUACUCAUGAUUUUAUGUUUAUUAUCUUGUAAAAGGGUGUCAGAUGUAAGAGCCUUGGACUGGCUGGCCCGCACAUUCACUCCGGAAGGUGUGUCUUUUGAUAUUUCUCGGAGAACUAAAUCAGCUACUAAGCAGGUCUUCUACCCACGCCUUCCAAACCAACCUAAUCUGUGUCCGAUACUAUGCUUAAAGGAAUACGAAGCCCGUACUUUCCCCCUACGACCAUCUAACGACGGCCCUUUGUUUAUUGCACUAAAUAAACCGCACCUACCAGUAUCUACACCUACUCUCGCCCGUUGGGCCAGAUGGUUACUAGCUUCGGCCGGGAUAGAUGUUACUAUUUUUUCGGCCCACUCGGUCAGAGGAGCUAUGGCUUCUAAAGCAUCGACAGUUGAUUGUCGAUUAGAGGACAUCCUGAGGGCCGCAGACUGGUCUACAGAAUCCACAUUCCGGAACUUCUAUUUUAAACCUAUCCAACAUUUCUCGGAAAGAGUCAUUGCUCAGCUUUGAAAGAGCAUAAUAGGAGCCUCCGUGUCUUUAAUAAAAUUCCUAGAUUUUACUAUUUACAUGACGUAAAGUCAUGAUUUUAUUAAAGACACGGAGGCGAGUAUUAUUCCCUCCCGCCCUCCCUGGGUGGAGGAUUCGGAUUUCACUGGGAUAUCAAUCACAGAUCAGGUGAGUUCCUACGACCUAAUUACCCUAGAGAAAAAGGGUUCACAUACGCCACUCAGGUAAGUGGCUUUGUGUUUAGUAGACUUAUCUUGCUAUAUCUUAGGUUAUGACAUGACUGCGUUUGUACAAGUUGGUUAUAUAUACGUGGGGAUGCAUGAUACAUCCAGUUACCAACCAGAUAUUACCAUAUUUCUCCUCUCUCUUUUAGCCUGAUUUACACUACCAAGGUGGUAAAGUCCUGAUGCAAGACGUUACGGCAAAAACUCAAGGACCGGACAUUCAUCCAUCGCCCACUGUUCCUGUUCGGGUCAAGUUUAUAGUUCGUUUAUGGAUCUAGUUUUCGGAUCGCAGAAGAAAGAGGAAGAGGCAUGGAGUGCUACACCUUAUAUACUGAAGGGGGUGGAUACCUAUGUUAGCACUGUCAUAUGCUAAUGUUAUUUGUUCUUUUUAUCUCUUUUGCAUAUAUCUCUCUUCGCUGCUGAGGGAGAAUUAAAGAAAGAGAAGCAUAAUACUCGCCUCCGUGUCUUUAAUAAAAUCAUGACUUUACGUCAUGUAAAUAGUAAAAUCUAGGAAUUUUCACAGUGAGAAGCAUGCAAACGCCUCUAACGGCUGUCAAUGAGACAGCCACUAGAGGCUUUAGAGGCUGGCUUAACCCAUUCAUAAACAUAGCAGUUUCUCUGAAACUGCUAUGUUUAUUUAAAAAAGGGUUAACCCUAGCUGGACCAGGCACCCAGACCACUUCAUUAAGCUGAAGUGGUCUGGGUGCCUAUAGUGGUCCUUUAACAAAUGAGAGAAUUAUUUUCCUUACAUAUGGUGGCAGUACAGUAGGGAUGUACUCUUUCCAUGGGACAAGCAUCUGAAAUUAAAAAUUAACAUAAACAUUCCUCCCCCAACAGGUAUAAGACAUCAACCUGCCAUGGACCCUAAGUUCUCUUUCUUGUUCCAUCAUGAACAGGCUGCAUCUGAAUUUUGUGGUGAGGCACAUGGGUUGCUGCCAUGGGGAUCUGACCUGAUGGCCUCCUGGGUGGAGAGCUGAGUGGCCUGCGUGCAUCCUGCGGGAUUUACGGAGCAGAUAUGUUUCACUUGUUUAAUGCUGAGUGCGGUCACCAGCAAAGCAAUCAGGAGGUCUCCAGUGAGACGCAUGUGCACAGCGGUGGAACGCACGCCCGGGAGAUAAUGCGUUCCACCGGAGUUCCGAUCGCACUACUGCGCAUGCGCGAUUGGAAUUCACGGAAAUAGCGAUAAAAUUUGAAUGAAUGCUACCUAUUUAAAGGGACACCAUAGUCACCCAGACCACUUCAGCUCAAUGAAGUGGUCUGGGUGCCAGGUCCCUCAGGUUUUAUCCCUUCACAUGCAAACAUAGCAGUUUCAGAGAAACUGCUAUGUUUACAUUUGGGGUUAAUCCAGCCUCUAGUGGCUAUCUUCCAGACAGCCACUAGAGGCGCAUCUGCGAUGCUGGAGGCACAUUUCGCCUCCAGAGCGUCCAUAGGAAAGCAUUGGGAAAUGCUUUCCUAUGGACACUUUGAAUGCGCACGCGGCACUUGCCGCGCAUUCAGCUCUGCUGACGUCGGGCGGGGGAGGAGAGGUCACUAGCGCCGAGGGAGCCCGGCGCUGGAUUAAGGUAAGUGGUGUUUUAACCCCUUCAGCGCCACGGGAUGGGGACCCUGAGGGUGGGGGCACCCUCAGGGCACUAUAGUGUCAGGAAAACCGCUUUGUUUUUCUGACACUAUAGUGAUCCUUUAAACUGUGCAGAUCCUACUGACAGCAUGGAUGCUUGCCAGGAAGGACCUCCUGUGUCACCAGCCCCACCACACGAGUUAGAGGUUUUAGAGGUGAGAUUUUUUUAGUCUCUGAUCUUUAAGACCUCUUUGUCUCUUAUUUUUUUCUUAAAUUUCAACAUUUUCAUAAUUGCUUUAUGUCUAGUCCUGUCUCUCCAGAUAUUAUGGAUAAAGACAAGGUGCCUGCUCCUGCUGCUAAAAAAGCCAGUUAUAAGUCAAAACAUCUGAGUUGUAGCGAAUGCUCCACACCGCUAUCAGAUGGUACUAAAAGGAAAAUCUGCAACCAGUGUUAGUCCUUAUUGCUGGAAAAGUCCAAGCAACAGGACAUGAAGUCAUUUUUAUCUUGGUUUCAAGACAAUCUAACCCAGACAUUUGAGUCAUGCAAAGAGUCUGCAAAUCCCAAUGUACCAGCACCCGUUAAAGCUACAGCCAAACAGAGAUCUUCUUCUAAAUCAGAGCUGUCCUCGGGCGAAUGUUCUAUGUCUUCCUGUAAAGAAACGUCCAACGAUUCUUCUAUGACAGAACUCUGUUUCCCACAAGAAGAGUUAAGAACAUUUAUUAAGUAAGUUAAUGUUGCCUUCUCUGAAGACACAUCAGAUAAAGCGAGUAAGAAAGCUUUUCCUGUUCCACAGCAGAUUCUGGAACUUAUGUACAGAGAGUGGGAAAAACCCUGGAAAAAGGGCGUUUAUUUCCAGGCAUUUCAAGAACAUCAUAAAGCUGCAAGAGGAAGACUUGCCAGUCGUUGACGUACAAGUUGCUCAGUUGUCUAAAAAGACUACUAUACCGAUUGGAGAAGUCUCUGGACUUAAUGACCCUAUGGAUAAAAGGGCUGAAACAUCCAGCAGACAAGCAUAUCAAGCAGCAUGAUUUCAAGCUAAAGCGGCAUUGGCAGGAACUUCAGUGAUAAAGCUCAGUAUUGUUGAAUUCAGGGAUUGGAACUGAUAGAUAACCAGGACAAAGAUCCCUCUCACCUGUUCCACAAUUUAAAGUUAUCUAAUGAAUAUCUGCUAGAUGUUAUCACAGAGGUAAUUAAACUUUCUGCUCGUGUCAUGGGAUAUCGGAAACCAAAAAAGCUCUUCCUCAGGACAGGAAGUAUUCCUGGAAGCCCAGAUACAAGAACCACAGGGGGUAUCAAGAAAAAUCCAGGUUUUUUUUGUUUUUGUUUUUGUUUUUAUCAACAAAGGAAAGAUCCUAAGGUUGAUGCAAAUAAAGACUUCAAGACUGACAGAGCAAAUCCAUAAAUUUUGAAUCUAGUUGCAAGAGGAUACAAAAUAAUGUUCUUAGAUAUACCAAGACCAAGUUUCCUUGUCUCCUACCGUUCAAAACUAAAAAAAAACAAGCUCUAUUCUCCGCUACGGUUACUCUUUUAAAGAAAGGUGUUGUAGAAAGAGUUCCAAGAACCCAGCUGUAUAAGGGUGUAUUCUCUCGGUUGUUCCUGGUCCCAAAAUCAGAUUUGUCUUUUUGUCCCAUUUUGGAUCUAAAAGAAUUAAACAACAAUAUUCCUUACCAGCAUUUCAGAAUGGAAACCAUCGCACCAGUCACUCAUAUCCUCCAAAAAGGAGAUUUUUAUGGCAUCUUUAGAUUUGAAAGAUGCCUACCUUCACAUUCCUAUGGACGUUGGCUCAAGAAAUUACAUGCGAUUUGCCAUAAGAAAGGGUCACAAGGUUCAUCACUUUCAGUUCAAAGCUCUUCCAUUCGGUCUUGCCUCAGCUCCCAGGAUUUUUACAAAGGUUCUUACGCCUAUCACAGCCUUCUUAAGGGUACAAUGUAUCACGGUUAUUCCAUACUUAGACGACUGGUUCAUAAAGGCAAAGUCAAGAGAUGCUCUAGAGAUGGAUGUGGCUUACACCCAAAAAAUCCUGGAAGAACAUGGUUGGGUGAUAAACCUAGGAAAAUCACAUCUGCAUCCCACAAGGUCAAUUCAUUUUCUAGGGUUUUUGAUCAAGUCAGACUAUUCACCUACUGGCGGAAAAAAGAAGAUAAAUAAUCUGACAAAAGAACUUCAGAGAGAUCCAAAAUGCUCUGUGAGGAAAGCUAAGCAGGUGUUAGGACACCUUACUUCCACUAUCCCAGCAGUAAAAUGGGCCAGAGCAGAAUCAAGGCCUUUGCCUUGUGGGAAAUACUUCAAAAGUGGUCAAAGAAAGAAGACAACUUGGAUUCUUUAAUAAACGUUUCAGAUCCUGUAAGAAGACAACUAGAUUGGUGGCCAAAAAAAACUCCUGGUCGCCUGCCCAAAAUAAAUAUGGUGCCGACCAUGUGGUCACCGCUAUCGAUAGCUCUGCCCCCCAGAGUCACACGAACUUGCGUGUGAUGUAACAACGUCGACGCACGUGCACGUUCUGGGGUCAGAAGUCAUCUUCUGACCAAUCACUUUCAAAGGAGGGAUAUUUAAAUCGCUGAAGCUUCCCAGUUCAUUGCCUUGUCAUGGUUUCAGUUCCUGGUUCCCUAGAGUGUGUUUUCUUGUCCUAUUUUUGAUAUUCCUGGUAUUUUGGCCUUGGCCAUUCCUGACUAUUCUGAUUUCUGGUUUCCCUGACUUGGCUUGUUAAACAGUAUUGUAUAUUUCUGGCUUCCUUGACCUCGGCUAUCCCUUGACCAUUUUCUGUCUUUAACGUAUCAGUCCGGCCAUUCUAAGGACCAGUUUACGUUCUAUACUUUCUGUUCUGUCUAUGUAGAUGUUACAUAGUUCUGCGUGCUGGACCUCACUAGCAGUCGUGACACAAGGAUAAGAAAAUUGCACUCCCUUUGCACACGGCUUUUUCAUCAUCUGCGGAAUAAACAGAAAUUCUUCCAGAAAAAGUUGUUCUGUGUCCGAAACCUUUCGUUUCUACCUAAACUCAUCUCUUCCCAGGCUUUCAAUCGACUUAUUUCCCUGUCUUCCUUUAGUUAUCCAUCUGUAUCUGAUUUGGAUGAUAAUUGGCACAAGUUGGAUAUCUGAAGAUUUACUUAGACCGCUCCUCUACAUACAGGAAGACUGACCAUCUUUUUGUCAAUUUCUUUGGAAAAUUUAAAGAUCAUGUUGCCUCCAGAUCUACUUUAGCGAGAUGGCUUGUGAACACAAUUAAGUUGGCUUCUUCUUCCUCAAAUCUGCCUCUACCUGCCUCCUUGAAACUCAUUCUACUAGAGCAAUGGCUGCUUCCUGGGCCAAAAGAGCAAUGCUUCACCUGAAGAUAUCUGCAGAGCUGCUACAUGGUCUUCAUUCAACACCUUCGUCAAGUAUUAUAGACUAAAUGUAUUCUCUGCCUCUGACGCUGCUUUCGGGCAUAAGGUGUUACAAGGGGUGGUUGCUUAUUUCCGCCCACAGAUCUGGGAUCUCGAUAUAUCCCUAUUAUACUGCCACCAAAUGUCAGGAAAAACUGCAAUUUUACUCCCCGUAAAUUCCUUUUUCUUUAAUAUGGUGGCAGUACACACUCCCUCCCUUUAUUAAUACAUUUUAUAUUUUUGCAGUAGUAUGUCUCUGAUGUUUAUUGGGACGUACUGAGGGUCCAUGGCAGGUUGGUGUCUUAUAUCUGUUGGGGGAGGAGCGUUUAUGUUAAUUUUUAAUUUCAGAUGCUUGUCCCAUGGGAAGAGUACAUCCUUAUUGUACUUGCACCAUAUUAAGGAAAAAGGAAUUUAUGGUGAGUAAAAUUGCAGUUUUAUAUAUUUUUUUUGUUUUAUCUUUUUUUUGCAGUGGUUUUGGUGUUUACAGUACUCAUUUAAAGGGGCACUCUAACAGGGUUACCGUAUUCACUAAACAAUUCAUUUUAGAGCUGGAGUUUAAAAAAAAAAAAAAAAAAAACUUAUUUACUUGGACAUCAGUGCUGGAAUAGGAUAAAUACAUGUUUAUUUUUAACUCCUACUCCGACAUCAUCUGAUUAGGCCCUCUCCAUAGGAAGGCAUUGACGCAAUACUUUCCUAUGGGGAUUUCACUGAUGCUGGAUGUCCUCAUGCAGAGUGUGAGGAUGUCCAGCGUCAUUUAGGGCAGCCACUGGAGGCUGUUUUAGGUCUGCAAUGUAAGCAUUUCAGUUUCUCAAAAAACUGCAAUGAUUUAUAUUGCAGGACUAAGUGGGUCAGGAACACUACACCCAAACCACUUGAAUGAGAUAAAGUGGUCUGAAUGCCUAUAGUGUCCCAUUAAGCGUCAGUUUUGCCAUUCAGUUAACUUCAGUGUUUAGUGAGUAACCCUGUAUGUAUCAUAACCAACACAGCCUUCUAUAGUGGAUAUAGUGAAAGGAAUCUCCAAGCCCCAUGCUAUGGCAAGUAGUCAGGCCUUUUCUUGAAUGGUGUGAUUUACCGGGGUUCACCAAGUUCCCACAGUUAUUUCCAGUAAAGCGGGAGAUCUCAUUCCAUUUUAGCUAUAUCCGUUUCAACUUUUCAAAUUGCUGACUGUCUCAGUCAAUCAAUCUUGGACAAAAUCCAUAUUCUUAAAGCACAUUGGCUGUAUCAAGAAGACUAAAGUGAUAGAGGCAGCCUGGGGGAAGGACCAGUUAAGUGUGUCAAAACAUUCAAAAAUGGUUUGAUUACUUAUUGAGGAAUGGAGCUAUGGGACUUCUGUCACCAUAACAACUACAAUGUGUUGUAGUGAUCAUGCUCCAUAGACUACCUUUUUAAUGAAUUAUUCACUUGAGACAGGAGGACAAUUUUCUUCUCUAUAUGCCUGUGAUCCUGCUCUCAUCUGUCUCUUUAAAAAAAAAUUAAAAAAAAAAUGUAAAUUUUAGAACUUUUGUUUUUUCUUCCUGUAAAUCUGUAUGGCUUAGUUGCACUUCUUAAUACUACUACGAUUUGUGUGUUAUUAACCUACUAUGCCCUGUUUUUAAGACUAGUUAAGAACGGAUGUGUGCUUUCUACUCGUGUUAUCAGUUAAUUUGUUAAUGCAUGUGUAGGUGAAAUUGCAUUUCUUAUAUACAAGUGGGCCUCAUCUUGCAUACCUCUAUGUUGUAUGUAGGAUAACAGGUUAAUUUUAAUGAAAAUACUGGCAUGGCCAUAGUGAUAUUGAGAGAGAGAGAUUUUUUUUAUUUUAUUUAUUAUUUUUUUAUGUAUUUUCUUUAUACUAAUGUGAGGGGUGUAAUACUGUGAAAGAACACUGUCUGUUUUCUGUUCACAGUGUUGAGAAGUGUCAAAGUAUCUGCAUAUUUCAGGCCAAAUAGUCACCUAAACUACUUAGUCUUCAUUUGUUUUUGUUUUUUUGUUUUUUAUUGCUUUCUCAGUUGUAAAUUGUAUUUAUACCUUUUCAAUAAACCAUAUCUAGUUUGCAGUUGUAAUGCCCUUUGAACCUGUUAGAGAGUGGAAUUUUUACCAGCAUUCAGUGGGUUAUUUUGACUCCCUCGACAUAUAGUAAUGGAGCCAGUUAGUCUAGAUAUCCAUGCAAAUUGCUCUCUGUAGAUUAAUGGCACAACCUGAGUUUACUGAGGAAACCAUUUAACACUUGAGCAGAUGUUAAAGCGGCACUGUCAUGCCGAACUUACCUUUCCUCAAUCUCUUCCUCUUCUCCCCCUCUCUCAGGAUCUGUUCUUCUUUUCUUCCUGUCUUCUUUAGUUUUCUUUAAAAUCAUAAGACAAAGUAGUGACUCUGCCUCAUGGAGGAUUCCUCCGCUUGACCAGCUCUGACCAGCGGAGGAGCAAAGUGUGCUUCAUUUCCGCUGGUCAGAGCAAUUUUCCCAUAAUUCUUACCUUUCCUCUGUGUUCCCGCGAUGCUUCCUGUCACUUUACACGAAACUGCCGAAUUGCGUUCUAACUGAAUGAGAACAGUAUGUUUGUUUGUUUUAGAACACAAUUCGACACUUUAUUCGGAUCGGAAUUUCAUUCGAUUGAAUGAAACUCCGAUCCUAUUCUUGAUGUGGCUGCAUCUUGCAGCCGCUUAGUAGAUAACUCACUAAUUCCCACGGUAUCAGGGAGCUAUCUACUAAAAGGCUGAAAGACCUAAAUUGGUCUUUCAGCCACAUUUACUAAUACUAAGUAAAAAUUAGGGAUCGACCGAUAUUGAUUUUUUUAGAGCCGAUACCGAUAAUCUGCGAACUUUCAGGCCGAUAGCCGAUAUCUUGCCGAUAUUCUGUACAUUUACUAUUUUUAAUAAAUAAACUAAUUCGAAAGGUAAAUGCACAAAAUAUACAUGCCACAUGUAGUGGAUGAAGUGUGUUUAGACAGGGGAACUGUGUGUGUUUGUGUAGUGUGUGUGUGUGUGUAGUGGAUGCAGAGUGUGUUUGUGUAGUGUGUGUAUAAUGAAUGUAGUGUGUGUAGUGUGUAUAUAAUGCAGUGUGUUUACGUAGUGUGUGUGUGUGUAUAAUGCAGUGUGUUUUUGUGUGUGUAUGUAAUGCAGUGUGUGUGUGUUUGUGUAGUGUGUAUGUAUGUAAUGCAGUGUGUGUUUGUGUAGUGUGUGUUUGUGUAGUGUGUGUGUGUCUGUGUAGUGUGUAUGUAAUGCAGUGUGUGUGUAUGUAAUGCAGUAUGUGUACUGUGUUUGUGUAGUGUGUGCAGUGUGUGUUUGUGGUGUGUGUGUAGUGUCUGUCUGUGUAGUGUGUGUAUGUAAUGCAGUGUGUAUGUAAUGCAGUGUGUGUGUAUGUAAUGCAGUAUGUGUGUGUUUGUGUAGUGAUGUAAUUUGUGUAAUUUUUUAUUUUAAUAUUUUUUUAUAUUUAAAUGUUUUUUUUUGUUUAGUCCCCCCCCAGUGUGUGUUUGUGUAGUGUGUAUGUAAUGCAGUAUGUGUGCAGUGUGUGUGUGUGUGUGUGUAGUGAUGUAAUUUGUGUAAUUUUUUAUUUUAAUAUUUUUUUUAAUAUUUAAAUGUUUUUUUUUUGUUUAGUCUCCCCCCAGUGUGUGUUUGUGUAGUUUGUGUAGUGUGUAUGUAAUGCAGUAUGUGUGCAGUGUGUGUGUGUAGUGAUGUAAUUUGUGUAAUUUUUUAUUUUAAUAUUUUUUUUUAAUAUUUAAAUGUUUGGGUUUGUUUUGUUUAGUCCCCCCUCCCUGCUUUUUACCAGGGAGGGGGAUAUAGUAUCCCCUGGUGGUCCAGUGGCUUGUUAAGUACAGUGGUGGCUCAGCAGCAGCAAGCACUGACUUACCUUGCAAGCAGCUCCUACAGCUCCCUGUGUAAAUCUCGCGGCUCUUAGUGCCGCGCGGAGCGUUGCCAUGGUAACCCGUGGCAACGCUCUGCGGCCGCGGGUCUCGCGAGAUUUACACAGGGAGCUGCAUGCAAGGUAAGUCAGCGCUUGCGGCUGGCCCCCACAGGACCGCCGGGCUUCUAAUGGGCCCGGCGGUCCUGUUAUAUAUUAUCGGCAAUAUCGGUAUCUGAAUUGGCCGAUACCGAUAUUGCCGAAAAUACCAAAUAUCGGCCGAUAAUAUCGGCCAGACCGAUAAUCGGUCGAUCCCUAGUAAAAAUUACUUAGUAUUAGUAAAUGAUCUGCCCCUACUCGCUAUACCGCGAGUAGGGGCAUGUCUAGUAAGCAGUGAGCAGCCUGUGGCUGCUCACUGUAAAAAAGAAAAACUAUUGGCCCCCACCCCUAAACGACGGGUGGGGGCCCUAAAGUAAAAUAAUGGGGGAGACCUAAUGUCGUCCCCCCGGCCCCCACCCCUGGGUGGCGGGUGGGGGCCAUAGUGAGAAUGAGGGGGGGGUGGGGGCCAUAAAGAUAAUGGGGGACCUACUGUCCUCCCCACCCCCCCGGCCCCCACCCCUGGGCGGCGGGUGGGGACCAUAAGUCAAUUCCCCCCCACAGGUGACUAGGGGGCCCCUAGUCACCCACCUCCCCACCCAAAUAAAAAGUCCCUACCUACCCCCUCACCCUAAAAAAUAGUGAGGGGGGGAAUAAAAUAACUAACCUGUAAAAUAAAAUUAAACUUACCAUUCGACGUCUUCUUUUUUCUCAAAUCUUCAUUUUUCAGCCCCAAAAAAGGCCAAAUAAAAAACCAUCAUAAUCGUCGAACUUAAAAUAAAAUAAAAACCCAGAGCGCAAAAAAAUAAAAACCUGACGAAAAAGAAAAAAACCCGAGCGCAAAAAAAUAAUCCAUCUUCACCCAUGGAGGGCUCCGCGCAGACUGAGCUCCGCAGGGCGGGGGAAGGCUUAUAAAGCUUUGCCCCGCCCUGCAAUUAGGCUAAGAACACUCUGAUUGGUGGGUUUAAGCCAAUCAGAGUGCUCUUUGUCAUUUUACACAGCGUGGGGAAAUUCAAAAGAACUUUCCCACGCUGUGUAAAAUGACACAGAGCACUGUGAUUGGAUGGCAGCCACCCGCCAUCAUUAUGGCCCCCACCCGCCGCUCAGGGGUGGGGGCCGGGGGGGAGGACAGUAGGUCCCUCCCCACUCAUUAUCAACAUGGCCGCCGCCCGGGGGGGGGGCAGUAGGUCGUCCCCUCAUUCUCAUUAUGGCCCCCUCCCGCCGUGAGGGGGGGGGGACAAUAGGUCUUCCACCUUAUUUUACUUUAGGGCCCCCACCCGUCGUUUAGGGGUGGGGGCCAAUAGUGGGUUUUUGUUUUUUUUUGUUUUUUUAGGCUGCUCACUGUUUAGUGGUUUAGUGGACAUGCCCCUACUCGCGGUAUAGCGAGUAGGGGCAUUGGGGAGAUUUUAAUCUCCCUUUUGCUAAUAUGGAGGUCAUGUUGACCCCCAUAGAGUAAGGUGGGACACGGGGAGCUUAUCACGUGGUGGGGAGCACUGCUCCCUGCCGCUUCUAUAGUUACAUAUUACAAGGAGGGAGAUGCAUGCCGGUAGCUCCCUCCUUGUAAUAAACUGAACAAACAAACGAACACUGAUAUUCACUUGUGAUUCUGGGGCUAAAGUGGCAUGAGUGCUUGCAUUUUUUUGGGGGGGAGGGGGGUUUCCCUUAUUUUUUGCAGCAAUACUAAUGUUCUUAAUCCAUAUGGACUGGUAACUUGCAAAUUAAAAAUGAAAUAGAUCCCACCCCCUUUCACAAUCCCAUUAAUACCUUGAAGGAACUGUAUAGAUAAAAAAAAAAAAAAUGCAUAUCCUCCUGGGAGGAUGGCUGACAGCAGCUGGAAGAGAAUGUAUUGCGUGCAUUAGAGGGAGGGAGAGGAGCACAUAUGGGCUGUAGCUGCAGUGCAGUCUGUCCUGUGAGUAUUCCUUACACUACAGAAGACAUGCCUCUAUUUUCAUUGGCUGCAAAAGGUAAGUUUAUUUUCAGAGAUUGGGAAUCGAGGGGAAAAAAAGGAGAAAAGAGUGCUGCAGUUCCACCACCUUUUGAAAAUGCCACACAGAAAUCUAAGCAUUUGGUAUGUGCAGACUGUGCAAUAUUGCUUCCGGACAGUUGCAAAAAGAGAUUGUGUAAUCCAUGCUUAAAGGAAUCUCUCGAGAAAUCUAAGCAAAAAUAAAUGUCUGCAUAUCUGACUUGGUUCCAGGAUAAUUUACAGCAGACCUGAAUUCAACGAGAGCGCAACAUGCAAAAAAAAAAUAAAAAAAAAUCUUGGAAAUCAGAAGUUCACCCUCGCCCUCUAAAUGAUCCUCUGGGGAGUAUUCAAGGAGCUCAGUCAGCUCAACCUCACUAAGCAAAGAUUCAGAUGAAGAAACCGAUUUUAUCGCAAAGCAAUUUAAAACACUCUUUAAAGGGACUCUCCAGGCAAAAGCAACUUAAUCCAAAUUAAGUUGUUAUGGUGCCAGGAGGCGCCCAGGGGCACUCUUACCUCAAGGGGCUUUUGAAUCUUCAGAGUCAGGAAGUGCAGAGUGCUGGCGGACAAUGACACUGUUGAUUGGCUGAGAGCGGUCAGCCGACGCUCUCAGCCAAUCAGUGAUUCCCCUUUCAUAAAACUGGCAUGCAGAGAAACACAGCUACAAUAUCCUUUAUUUUAUUUUAUUUUUCCUCUCUCUCAUAUCUCUGCCUUGGAAGGUCUUAAAAUUAGGUAAAUACAACCUCAGAUGAACAGAUGAUUAUUAUGUCCUGAAAUGUAAAACCAUAUAAUUCCAAGAUGGUGUAUUUUCUUUUUCCCAUGAGUGUGUUUUGUGUGUGUAUAGUUCUCAUAUGAAGUAGGAUUCGCCAAACCCAACAUAGACAGGAUUAAAGGAAUGCUAUUCAUAAUGCUAUAGUGUUCCUGUCGUGUUUACAUUGCUGGGUUAAACAGGCAGAGGCACUGCAAUGAGAUGAAGUGGUUUGUGUGCCUAUACUGUUUCUUUAAAGAUGGCGUUAUAAAAGGGAGUGGGGGGGGGGAGGUUCCCUCCCUACAGCUAGGGUUAGCCAAAUCAUAUAAUGCUGGCUGAUCAUCUUGGGAGUUGCAGUUCCAUUAUAACUAAGGGUAUUAAAGGAACACUUCAAGCACCAAAUCUACUACAGCAACCUCUACCGCUUAUGUUGUCAUGAAUGCCCUGGUAUGUCCACGGUAUGUAGUCAAACGUUUUGAGAAAAGUUUCACAACCUCCUCCCUUGCAGCUCCCUGUAUCUCUACUGAGCUAAGUCUUACAAGGCAGGGUCCAUUGGCUGAGAGUGUCAGAUGAGCUCGCUGUUAAUGCGCAUUAAGUCCUGUGACCUUAGUAUGUGGUUGGAGUAUUCCUUUAACCAUUAUGGUGCUUGACAUUUACUAUUAUUAUGUUAUUUAUAUAGCGCCAACAAAUUCCGUAGCGCUUUACAUUGGGUGGACGAACAGACAUGUAGUUGUAACCAGACAAGUUGGACACACAGGAACAUAGGGGUUGAGGGCCCUGCUCAAUGAGCUUACAUGCUAGAGGGAGUUGGGUAAAGUGACACAAAAGGUAAGGAUAGUAUUAGACUAAUGACAGUUGCAGGAGCGGAAUCAGUCGGGAGCUAUUAACAGUUUAAUUGAUAUGCUUUUAUGAAGAAGUGGGUUUUUAAUUAUUUUUUUGAAGGAGUGGAGACUGAGUUAGAUCUGAUCUUGAUCCACAGGAAUGGUGCAGCCCUUGAGAAAUCUUGAAGGCGAGCAUCAGAGGUGGGAGUACGGACAGAAGAUAGACGUAAGUCUUCAGGAGAUAGUAAGGGCCUAGACGGGACAUACUUGUGUAUUAGGGUGGAUAGAUAUGUGGGAGAAGCAUUAUGUAGAAAUUUGAAAGCAAGAACCAGAAUUUUAACUUGAGUCCUAUAUCUUACAGGAAGCCAAUGUAGGGACUAACAGAAGGGUGAGGCGUGGGAGGUGUGGGCGGAUGGGUACUUGGAAUGUUUAUUUUAACCAUUUCAAUUUGGCAAACCACAUUCAGUAACUUGUGUUGCCAUGGGUGUCAACCAGUGUCAUCAUGCCUUAAUUCCCUCCAUACUAGUAAAUACUAACCUAUUACCUACUUUAAUUUGUUAAAAUGUAUGUGUAUUUAGGCUGUUUAAUGUAAAAACAUAAUUUUAACAAUUCUAAUGAGCCACAUAUAUUUCAUCUCAUUAGAAAGCAACUCUUACAUGAGCUUACAUCUAAUAAUAAACACUAUCCUUCCAUACAUUAUUGCCAAUAGAAUGCAGUGUAGUGCAAUAUAUAUGAUCUGAUCUUGAUCAGGAUCCUAUUUCAUUUUCAGCUUUAUGGAUUAAUAAAGGAAAAAUAGUUGUUAGAGAGGGCACAUCUAUAACAUGAUGUUUUUUUUUGUUUUUUUUUUUUUAAAGAACACCUUUGUAUUAGAAAUUAGGCAGAGUGUCCGCAACAGUGUGGGUGUUGGGGUUACUCUGUUUUUGCAGUGCACCUGAAAUUAUUUCAGUUUUAUAUAAUAUACAAAGGAGUGUAAGCAUAUUAUUCAGCUAAAUAAAAUAAAUAAGAAUAUUUGGUGUCACCGACUAGUGGUACUGUGCUACCCCCGUCAAUACAUUAUAAUAUUGUAAUAUUACCUAGAAGCGACAACUCCCUCUCCACUAUAUUGCCUUUCCGACAUGAAUGGUUUGGAAAAUAUUGUGCCUUCGAGCAAGCAUAUCUUUUUAUAUUUAGCAAGCCAGCCUUUUUUAAAAUCCUAGCCAAAAUAGAAAAGUGAGUUGGCGAAAGAUCACUGUUUUAUAUUCAGUGACUAAACUACAAUACCAAUACAACCAGUGUUAAAACACACAUAAAUAUACUUUAAAUUAGCAUUUGUCUUGGAUUUAUUUAUUUUUAUGGUACAGUGUUUUGAAUAUAAUAUUUUUCAUGUGUUUCAUAUGCCUUUUUUGUUGCAUAUCCUGUGGUUUUUAAAUAACACGUACGUGCCUUUGCCCUUACUUUUGCUGUGGCUGCUUAACCCUGGUAUAGACUGUAGCAGCAAGCACAUUUUGUUUAAUGCAUGCCAUGCUGGCACUCCAGGAAUGUGCUGUAGUUUUGAUCUGAGGGAGGUGGAAUUUUGUACCCUGAAUCUUUUCAGUACUAGCUUACAGUCAAGUUGCAUGUACACAUUCAAAAAUCAUGUAUUUGAAAUACAGACUUAGUCAUUCAACUAUUCUAUUAAAAGAAAAACACUUAAUCUACUGAUCCUUAUAUGUCACCAUCAAAAGAAAUGGGAUGAUUUUUAUUUAUUCAUUUAUAUUUAGGCAUGCUUUCGUGAAGCAACUACCGUAUGUAACAAUAUUUAAACAGUAUGGAUUAUCAUGAAUAGAAGAAAUAAGUGCUGGAAACAAUUGCAUGAUGUGAUCCUUUCUCUGCUUUUAUUCUGGGCCCUUAAAACUUCAUAUAAGGUCCACAAUGAAACCUAAACAUUUUCUGAGUGGCAGGCAAGGGGUUGGGCUUUAUGUGACCAUACAGCCCUGAUUUAUUUUGUCAAAAUGCUCGAAAGAGUUGAUUAAAAAGAUUUUAAAAAAUAAUGUAACUACACCCAGAGACUCUUAGCACCAUAAACACUGCACUGUCCUGUAGAUAUUGUGCAAUGCUUGGGUUUCCCUUUUGAAUGCUUACUCCAAGCAUCAUAAUCACUCUCUGCUGCUGUAUUGGAUAUGAUGUAGGGAGAACCCUGAUCCCGUUUCCUGGUACUUUCAUAGGGCAAUAUAGUUUCAAUAAUAUAUAAAACAAUCACAAUAGGAAUUCUAUAGUUGUCACACUCACAUUUUUCUGAGACUGUCUAUAUAACCCGUUUCAGCCGGUUUGAAGGACCGCCAACCAGAAUACGCUGCGUCAAAUGAUGCGUACUGACAUUUUGUGUGUGUGGCAUUUCCUCCCAUGUAUGGCCAAAACCGGAUGGGAUGCCAUAUUAGGAGAGGCAAUCUUACAUCCGGUUCGGACAUAAUAUGGAAGUUCUUGCCGAUUUUUAAGAUGAUUGCACCUGUUUUGCAUUACCAAUAGCCAGUAUUAGAUUAUAUAAACUUGUUAGAUUAGUUGCCAGGUAGAUUGCACCUGAAGAAGCGUUCUCUGAAGGUUGAAACGUGUUGUGCCUAUUAUCAUUAUGGAUUGUGACACAUCAGUUACAUAAAUGGAAGGUUUUUAUAUUUAUUUGUAAUAAAUGUUAUUGACUUUUAUCCUGGUUGUGCAUCUCCUAUUUUUCUACUGAGGAUCAAGUCACCUCCAAUAUUCCAGUGGAACCCCAGCAUCACACCACAAGCUAUAUUCCCUGAGCCAGUUAUAUAGACCGGCUCAGAAAAAUGUGUGACAACUAUAGAAUUCAUAUUGUGAUUGAAACUAGAUUGCCCUAUGAAAGUAUUCUGUUUAUUUUCUGCACUGACAUCUACUACAGAAGAGAGGGUGUGUGUGUGUGUGUGUAUAUAUAUCUAUCUAUAUACUUUUUAUAUUGUUUAGGACUACUGGGACACGGAGAGUAUAUUUUAUGUGCUGUAAACUAUUGUAUAUUUCUUGUUUCUUUUGUGUUGGGUUUCACGUGAUUAAUUCCACAGUGUAUGCUAGCUGCAAUUUUGCCUCAGCGCCACUUGUAUUACACACCAAUAUUGUAUGCACUGUAGGAGGUAUGAUGCCAUUAGUACACUGGUGACUUUUCCUGAUAAGGGGGCAAAACCUUAUGCAACAGUUUGCCACUUGCCUGGGUCCUGCUAAGAACAACAUCUGAAAUGAUGGGGCUGAGCUGCAUUUAUCUUCUGCAGUAAUAAAACCGAUAUAAAUUCUUACAAAACAUGAUUGACAUACUGGAACAGUGGGUGAAGAGUUCCCUGCCCAAACAAAUUUACAAUUUAAGUGUUCUUUUAACGAUCCACUCUACUAUUCUACUCUAGUAGCAAACAACUAAAGUGAAAUCACACAUUGACUAAUUUUUGCUAUACAUAGUACAAAUCAAGAAUCUCACAUCCCCUGGAAGAUUUUAUUGAAUUUAUAGGUUUGUGGUAACUAGCAGCAAAAUCCAUGCUCAGCCAUAUUUUAUAUCUACAAAUUAUCAAAGUAACAGAAGGUUUCCCUGAAGUCUGAAACUAAUUCGAUCUGUUCAUGCAAAUGUAUGGUGUGGGGGCUGUGAGAUGCACAGAUGUAUACUUAAUAUGUGUUUAGUGUUGGGGGCACCGAGCAUUUGGUUGUAUGGGUGCAAAUGUUAAUAACAGUCAAUCCUGGCCCCAUUACUUGAUCUCAUUAUUUGUGCAAUCUAUAAUUAGGGGAGAGCAUAUGAAAUAUUAAUUACUGUCGUAGUUGCUUAUCUGCCCCCAUAUACUUUUUUUUUUUCUGCCUUCCAACCCUGCAUUAAUACAAAAGACUUUAAAGUCGACACACAAUUAAACGUGUUUUUCAUCACCCAAUCUUGGUCAGGCAGCUCAGUAUAGGGCAAAAAAAGCUUUAAUGAGCUCAGAAAUGAUCAACUCACACCACAUGUCUGAUGUGAUCCCUUCCUUCCCUCUCAAAUUUAAUUUCGCUGCAAAACUGCAAUUAUCUGAAGGGGAGUUAGUGUAUGUAUUGGUCAGUGACAUUUGCAAUCACUGAUGUUCUUUGCUUCUAAAAUCUGGAGCUUCUGUGUUGGUCCUUUUGUAACUAAAAUAAAGUCCAAAAAAACAGUGUUUUAUUCUAUAAAUGGCUAAUGAAUGGGAAGUAGAAAAUGAAUAAACCCAUAUUACUGAAGCUCUUUGUUACUUGGAUUAAAUUUAAGGAUAAUGCAAUAAGUUAAUUUAAUAAUGGAAUACAUUUUUGUUGACAUCAGUUUUUUAUUUUAUUUUUUUUCUAGCCUUUACAUAAACUGGAUCAGUUAACCUGAUACAUCACUUUGAAUAAUAUUAAAUUCUGAAAAGGACACUCUAAGCCAUGGGUUCCCAAUUCAUUUGUCCCGUGGAACCCUUUGACAGGAACAGCCCCUUCCGCCCCCCCCCCCCCCCCCCUCGGGAAAGAAAAACAAUUGUGCAGUUUAUUGUAUGUGUCAAGAUGUGUAUAUAUGUGCUUGUAUGUGCCAGUGUGUGUAUCUUACACACACACACACACUGGCACCUUGACACACAGUGUGUAUCUGUGUUUUGUGUCAGUGUGUAUCUCUGUGUCAGUGUGUAUAUGUGUGACACACAGACACACACACACUGGCACAUAGUGGCACAGAGAUACAUAUUGAAACACACAUCUUGAGUCACAAAUACACACACACUCAGAUAUACACAGUGACAUAUACACACACUUGCACCCACAUACACACACUGACACACUCGGAUACACAGGCACAUACUAACACACUUAGAUACACACAGUGACGUACUCAGACACACAUACUCUUUUACAGACACACAUACAAACACAUAUACCUCUCACUGACCAGCACACAUACUCUUUGACAGACACACAAACACAUACAAUCUCACACACAUUUUUUUUAAAUAUUUUUUUUUACAUUUUACUCCACCCAGUCCCCCCACCUUUAGAGUCCCUGGGGUCCAGUGGGGCUGUUGAGUGGCUGGCAUGCGGGUGGCGAGGGAGCAGUGAUCUCCCUGCUCCGCUCCCUUGCGCGCCUCUUAGUGAUCCUGGAGCCAGAGUGACGUCACUCUGUGCGCGCAAGGGAGCUGAGCAGGGAGAUUGAUGCUUCCUCGCCAACCUUGGCCAUUUUAUUUUUUAAACUUUUGGCAGAACCCCAAUUGGUGUUCCGUGGAACCCCAAUUAGGAAACACUGCUCUAAGCAUCACAAUUACUUCAUCUUGGUGGUGUUUGUUCAAAGAUAAAUGGUGUCAGUGUUAUUAACAAAACACCAAAUCACCCGCUACGUGUGCUACAAUCUUAUUAUUUACACCACAAUCCAGAAAAAAAAAAAUUAAAUCCAUUAGCGUUCCAACAAGGAUUUUUACAAAAAUGUGAGAGGGAAUUCAAACUGAAGUGUAAAUUCUAGGCAAUCGACCAAAAAAUUUUGGUUUGGUUUAGCCCAACAUUUUAAAUUCUCUAAGAAUUCUCCACAAUUUACUGUUUAAAUAACCCUGCAAGUAUGCAAUUUAUUUCCUUAAAAAUAUAAUACUUACAUAUCCCUUAACAAUUCAUCUCAAGAGUAUUAUAUUUCUAAAAGAAAACUAUACACUGGUAGUUAUCUGUUUUGCAAUCAACGAUGUGUAAGUUUAAAGGAACUAACGUUGGGGAAUGAUGCGCAUGCAUGGCGAGUGCCACAAGCACAUUCAAAUGCUUCUCAUAGGGAGGCAUUGAACUCCAUGCUUUCCUAUGAACUGAGUUUCACACAGUUAUUGUUGAGGGAGCGCCUAUAGUCACUGUCAGGAAAACUGCUACUGGGCUAAACCCUGCAAUGUUGAAACCUUACAGUUUCUAUAGAAAGACAAUGUUUUUUACAUUGCUAUGUUAAAACUAUAGAGCCACUGCACCCAGAUCACUUUACCUCAAAGUAAUUUACUUAAUCAACUGUUGUGCGUGUUCUAAAUAAAAAGGUGUUUAUCACUAGUUUUGCUCUCGUGUAAUCAGAGCAAACUUCUUUGCUGUGGUAAAUGUGCAGGUUCAAAAUAACACUCCGUAAUAUGUCUGUUUUCUUCCAUCCAAGGUAAAGAAAGAUAUUAUUCACCAAAAACAACCUGAUAUUUUUAUAUAUAUUAUAUUAUAUUUAAAUAACGUGAACACCUCAUAACAGAAACAUGGCUUUCUCCCUCGGACACCUCUAUAUCCUUUGGUGGUCUUCAAUUUUCCCACAACCCAAGACACUCUGAAAGCAAAGGUGGCGGUGAAGGGUUUCUGCUCUCGCCUCACUGCUCCUUCAAACCUCUACCCACACCCCCUUCCCUCUCUUUCUCCUCAUUUGAAUUUCACUCAGUUCGCCUUUUCAAACCCAUCUCUGCUAACAUUGCCGUUAUCUAUCGAUCCCCUCUCUUCUUUCUUGACCACUUUGCUGCUUGGCUUCCCUACUUCCUCUCCUCUAAUAUUCCAUUCCUAAUUCUUGGGAACUUCAACAUUCCCAUUAGCCUACCCUUGUCCUCAGUAGCCUCAAAACUGCUUUCAAUAACCUCCUCCCUUGGGCUAUCGUAGUGGACUAAGUCCCCCACCCAUGUAACUGGCAAUACCCUUGAUCUUUUUUUAUCUGAUGAAUGUACAAUCUCUAAUCUCUGCAACACUCCAUUUCCUCUCUCAGAUCACCACCUCUUAUCAUUUGCUUUCAAUAGGCCCCUACCCUAUCAUCCUCAACCUAACCACCUUCAACUAAGAAGACAUCUGAAUUAUAUUGACCUCCAGCAGCUGUCAGCUAAUAUUGAUUCCCAACUUCUAUCCAUCCCUACUUUCUCCUGUCCCUCACUGGCAAUCUUCUCAUAUAACACUACCCUCACCUCUACCUUGGACGCUGCAGCCCCGCUCCAAACAUGCACCUUGAGGAGAACACACCCCCAACCAUGGCACACUAAAACAACAUGCUACCUGCAGAGAUGCUCCCAUUCUGCUGAACGCUGUUUGAGGAAGUCAUGCACCCAGUCUGACUUCAUCCACUACAAAUUCAUGUUGCGUUCGUACUGCACAGCCCUUGCCAAACAGCCACACGUUUCCUCCCUCAUUCGGUCAUGCUCCCGCAAUCCCAGGCCUUUUUUUUUUUUUUUUAAUACCUUUUACUCCCUUCUUUGCCCUGCUGUGGCCACCCCCCCAAACUAACCUUACAGCCAAUAGCUUUGAAUGCUACUUUACCGGCAAGAUUGAACAGCUAAGGAAAGAAUUCUCACCAACUUGCCCCUCUUUUUAUCAACCACACCUAGGUCAUGCCUUUCUCACCCUUCAGACUUUCUCCCAGGCUGCUGAACAAGAGGUGGCUGCGCUUCUCCUUUCCUCUCGACCCACCACUUGCCCACUUGAUCCUGUCUCGUCUCACCUUAUCAGAUCACUCUCCUCUAGUCUUAUGCCUUCCUUAACACACAUCUUCAACUGCUCUCUUCUAGUGUUGUCCCUGCUACCCUUAAACAUGCUACCGUAGUAACCCCCCCAAAAAAAUAAAAAACUCUCAACCCGUCCUGCGCUUCUAACUAUCGUCCCAUAUCCCUGCUCCCUUUUUCUUCAAAGCUUCUGGAAAGACUUGUCUUUACCCGUCUGACUUGCUUUCUCAAUUUCAACUCUCUCCCUGACUCUCUUCAGUCUAGCUUCUGUCCCCUCCAUUCUACUGAGACUUCUUAUCAAAGUCACUAACAACCUAAUCACAGCUAAAUCCAAAGGGCACUACUCUAUACUAAUUCUUCUUGACCUCUCUGCUGCCUUUGACACUGUUGACCAUGUUUUCCUUCUCCAAACUCUUCAAUCACUCUGUCUCUGUGACACUGUACUCUCUUGAUUUUCCUCCUUUCUCUCCCAACACUCAUUCAGUGUCUCCUUUUCUAAUGAUACCUCCUCCAUCUCGUCCUGUCUCGGUUGGAGUCCCCCAAGGGUCUGUACUUGGUCCCCUUCUAUAUUCUCUUUAUACUGCCUCUCUUGGAAAACUUAUUACCUCAUUUGGAUUCCAAUACCACCUGUAUGCUGAUGACACUCAGAUAUACCUCUCCUCUACAGACCUCUCCCCUGUCCUCCUGCAACAUGUCACUGAUUGCCUUUCUUCCAUCUCUUAUUGUAUGUCCUCCCGCUUUUUGAAAGUCAGUCUCUCUAAAACUGAGCUCCUUGUCUUUCCUCCCCCUCUUUCGCUCUCCCUUCAAGUGAUUUUUACCCACAUCAGUCCAUCCUUGCAAGUGCUGUCUUGGCGUUCUACUUGAUUCUCGCCUCACAUGCAGUCUAUUACCAAAUCCUGUAGAUUCCACCUUAAAAACAUAACCCGCAUCCGGCCCUUACACAAGAUGCUACUAAGGAGCUUGUCCGUGCUGUAUUAAUCUUUUGCAUGGAUUAUUGUAACUCUCUCCUAAUAGGUCUUCCCACAAGUCGUAUUGCCUCGCUACAGUCUGUAAUGAAUGCUGCAGCUAGACGAAUUUGCCUCUCCUGUCGCUCCUCUCACACCUUUCCCCUCUGUCAGUCCUUACAUUGGCUUCCUGUAUUCUAUAGGAGUAAAUUCAAGGUACUAAUCCACACCUAUAAAGCACUGACCAAUUCUAGCCCCUCCUAUAUUUCUUCACUGAUCCGCAGGUAUGCCCCUUCUCGGUCUCUCCGCUCUGCCCAUGACCUUCUCCUGUCUGCUACUUGCACCCGCAUAGCCAACUCACACUUGCAGGACUUCUUGCAGGUGGUUCCUUUCCUUUGGAAUAGCCUGCCUACGACCAUCAAGCUCUCACUUAGUCUUCAAUCAUUUAAAAAGUGCCUCAAAACCAAUCUCUACUAAAGGGCAGCACUCUAUUCUCUCCAGCAGCUCUGCUUCACUCCACCUUGUUUGAUUGCUACCUGCUGUCCUGUUAGGUUUAACGCCCCACCUCCUUUAGACUAUAAGCUCAUUUGAGCCCCUCUUCAACCUAUUGUUCCUGUAAGUUUUUGUCAUUGUCUCCUUUAUUGUUAAAUUUCCCCCUUUGAUAAUAUUGUAAAGCGCUAUGGAAUAUGCUGGUGCUAUAUAAAUAACAGUGCUAGUAAUAAUAACUGCUAGCAAUAAUCCCAAAAAGCAUACAAGAAUGAACGGUCAAUCUAGUCCACUGUCCUGCAGGUUUAAUAGGUAUCCAGAGUGAACAUUAUGUGAUACCUGUGCAGAAUGCAGGACAAUGGACUCCGUUGACCCUUUCUAUUUGUAUUCUUUUUGGGGUGCUGCUGCUUCUUUCUAUUUUAUUUAUUUUCUUCCUUUGCUUUUCCUGAGCCAUCAUCGGUUGAGUUUCAUGGACGAGAAAAUAUUAAAACAUUUAAAGGACAACUGUCACCACAAAUAGAUAUAUUUUUUCAAAUAUUUAUUAUAAGACUCCUUGCAGCAUGUAAUGGAAAACAUAGCAUUAGGCUCAUGGUGCCUAGCGAGAUAUCCGCUAUACCUCACUGACUAACAAGGUUGAAACGAUUGUCUGGGAUUGCUGUAUCUCUCAUGCAGAGAGAUCCAACCUGCAUUUUGGAUCUGUUGUUUUAGGUAGAAUCAGUAUUUUUGUAAUGGCACAAGACAAUCUAAAACCAGCUUGAGAUCUGAGUGGGGACCCACCACAGGGCAAGCUAUUUGAGCUGUUGUCCGUUCUCAGUAUGCUCUUGCACGCUAUAUCUAAUUUAUUUAUUUUUAAAUUACGUAUAUGUUUAUAUACCUGAACAUCUGACCCUUACUUUCGCAAAACACUAGAUAUUUCUGCCAUAUUCAUACACCUUUGGUCGGAAUGAGGUAGAAUCCAACGGUUAGGCUCAUCAUCAGCCAUCGCCCUGUGUGGUCUGCCUGGUCCGAAUUCCGACCGCAUUGGCAAUUCUCAUAUUUACUAAAGUCAAAUGCGAUCAGAAUUAGUUCGACCCAUCCAGUUCUAUAAUAUUGAUUCAAAUGAGGAAACCACAGUUUUUUUCUGAACCAAUCUACAGCACGGAAUUGCCUUUAACUUGCUAUUUGCAAAUAAAUUAUAAUUUAUCAUUAUAACUAUAUGCCUGCUGACAGUGCUAGCAGCUAGAGGGCAAAUAGUAAAAAAAAAAAAACUCGCCAAUGUGAGGGGUAAUUUUGUGGCGGCUGGCCAACAUUUAUUAGCCAGCAUCCACGUGGAAAAAAAAUAAGUGUCAUAUUGCUACAAUGGAGGUAUUUUACCUCCAUCUGCCAUGUGGAAGGUAGGUUCUUGUCUAACAUAGAAACAUAGAAUGUGACGGCAGAUAAGAACCAUUCGGCCCAUCUAGUCUGCCCAAUUUUCUAAAUACUUUCUUUAGUCCCUAGUCUUAUCUUAUAGUUAGGAUAGCCUUAUGCCUAUCCCACGCAUGCUUAACCCCUUAAGGACACAUGACGUGUGUGACAUGUCAUGAUUCCCUUUUAUUCCACAAGUUUGGUCCUUAAGGGGUUAAACUCCUUUACUGUGUCUACUACACAUUAAAACUAGUGACUGAUCAGCCACUGCUGCCAAGCCACUAAAAAGGCCGCUACCCACCUACCCCCCUUAUCUUAAUACUAUUGAGGGACCCCAAAAAAAUCUAAAACCUGUAAAAAAAUAAUAAUAAAAAAAAUAUAUGAUUAGACUUAUUAGGGCUCCCACCCGACAACGAUCGUCUGGGGUUGCUGUGUCUCUCGUGAAGAGGGAACUUGCUGGCAUUUCAGAUCUGGACUGCCCGUGUGGGUGGGACCAGUCUGAUAUGUUUCAGAGAUGUUCUCUCUGUAAUGGCACAAGAUGAGCUAAAACCAGCUUGAGAUCUGAGUGAGGACCCACUGAAGGGCAGGCUAUUUCAGUUGCUAUCCGUUCUCAGAAUACUCUUGCGACCUGUUUUUUGCUCUCCCACCCGACAGGCAUGGGUGCCAGAAAAGGGGACACUAGGUGCCACCCCCUUAACCAUAGGCAUGCGAAGCCUAUUGCAUUAGGGUGUACACCCUAAAGCACAAACACACGCCGUGUGUGUGUGUGAAUAUAUAUAUAUAUAUAUAUAUGCACUGCUGUGUGUGAGGGUGCUGUGUGUGAGGGUGCUGUAUGUGUGCUGUGUGUGUAUAUGUGUGUGCUGUAUGUUUGGGUGAUUGUGGGGGUAGAUUACUUAAUAUCCCCCCUCCCUUCUUACCUUAUGUAAGGAGGGGGGACCUGCUGCCUUCCCUGGUGGUCCAGUGUAGGUGGGGGCAGAUUACUUAAUAUCCCCCCUCCAUUGUUACCUUUUGUACGGAGGGGGGACCGUGCUGCUGCCAUCCCUGGUGGUCCAGUGGAGAGUAAACUCUAGCCUGCGGGGCUAGAGUUCACUCUCGCGAGAGGAACCCGGCGGAGCUGCUGGCUAGAGCUCCCCACGUCCUCUCCUGCCUCCCUCCAUGCUGCUGUGGGCUGGUGAAGGAGAUCUUUGAUCUCCCCACCGGCCCAUGGAGGCUUAGAGCAGAGCCGGUGCUAUCGAUUAGUGCCGGCUCAGCAUGAGCCGACAGGGGAGAUCCGGAGAUCUCCCCUGCCAGUCUCAAUCCAUAGGCGUGCCGCGGGGAUUAGAGUGUGCCCAGGCACACCCCGUGCGCACGCCUAUGCCCUUAACAUUUAUAGUAUCCCCCACCCGAUGCCCACUGUCGCUAGUUGCAGUGUUUAGUAGAUAUGCCCCUAGUUGCGGUGUAUAAGACAUGGCAGAUUGAGGUAAAAUACUGCCAUGGUGUUUUUUUUUUUUUUUUAGUUUUUUUUUUUUUUUUAUAAACCGUUUGUCCUCUAGCUAUGUUUCUGUUUAAGCUAUGCACCCCAUGGCAGAAUAUGUUUUACAAAAAUAUAUUUAUAUGGUUUACCAGUAAUAAUGCUUACAGGGGCACACUAAGCAUCAUAACCCCUACAGCAAGUUGUAGUGAUUAUGUUGCCGUCCUCUUUUCUAUGUUGAACUGUUUUGAGCAAUUUGACACGAUUCCCCUAGUUGUCAUUCGGCUGGCCGCUCCCUCAUUCUGUUCCAAGUUACAGAUUUGAAUUGGCAAUAUCAAUUUUGUUCAAAUUUGGAUAGGCAUACAUUGGUUGUGUAUGUCAAAUGUUUGCUCUUAAGAACAGUCCCAUAGUAGUUCGCUGUUGUGGUUGUGUUUAUAUUCCCCCUUUAACUUGCCUCACUAACAUUUGAUUUGAAUACAAGAGGUUUUUUUUUUGUGUGUGUGUGUGUAUUUUCUAUUGUGUGCAUGUUUAAUCUUGUUCAUCUAAUUGCCACCAAUGUAUUGCUCAUUUUGUCUGUGAUCAGCGCUUUGAAGCUCACUUGUAAUGUCGGAGAAAGACAUACUUUAUCAUUACACAAGGGACUUAGCAUCACAUUGAUUUACCCCACUCGGCUGUGACUCAUACGAUUACAUGUUGCCUGACUUCUACCGACUAAGCAUUAUUUCUGAGGUUUACUUUAAUUUAUACCUAGUUUGUCUAUGACUUCACUACACAAAUACCAUUGUGGUAAUGAAAGUCCCAUCAUUUUUAUUUCCCUCGAGGGACAGCAUGAAAUAUAUUAUAAAGUGCCAUUAUGAAGAAAAAGAAAUUCUCAUGGGCAGCUAAUAAUGCAAUCAUUGUUAUAUAGAAUGUCUUGUUAAUAAAUAAGAUCUCUAAUUUUAAAAGAUAACAUAUUUUUAUUUCCUUUCAUUUUCAUUCAUUUUUUCCCCACAGUUUAUAUGUGCCAUUAUGUCAUGGUAUUGCUUCACAAGCUGCUGUAAAUGUAGUUGUUUCAUAUGUUCUACUUUUUUAUUUAUUUUGUAUCCUUUCACACCAAACACAAACCCUUAUAUGAAAAUAAACAAAAGUAAAAGUUGAUUAGCCUGUUUAUAAUAAAGGGGCACGUCAAAACGCUGAAUUUUCAAUUUGAUUGGCCAAAAUGGUGUUUGGCCCCACCUCCUUGCUGAUUGGUUUGAGUUCAGCCCUGGAGGCAGGGCCAGCCGCGGCGACACUGGGGCAGCGAAGGAAAAAAGGUAAACAUAACACCUAUUUACUCCACAAAGAGGGGGGCUCGACAUCUAAAAAUGUAUGCCAGCACUAUAGUGUUAGACGUACAUGUUUUCUAUACCUAACACGAUUGUGUUCCUUUAACAUAAUAUAGGCAUUUGGCUAUCUGCAUUAAUUUAUGUCAUACUUUAAUGGCACUUUAACUUUAAUCUGCAAGUAAUAAGUUUGUGAAUUUUAUUUAUUCGUUAAUUUGUGUUCAAGAAUUAAAGAUAAAUAAUUAUACUAAUAAACAUUUUUCAUAUUUUUUCUUCUUAUUCCAUAACAGGUUCAGGUGUCAUCAUGUCUGUCAUUGUUCAUGAGAAUCGUAAAUCCCGUGCUAGCACUGGCUCUAUGAAUGUCUCUUUAUACCAUAAACUCUCUCAUCCAGAUUGCGUUUUAAAUCAUCUCAAUAACAUGCGCAAGCAACUUCUCUUCACCGAUGUGACUUUAUGGGCUGGAAAUCGGUCCUUCUCAUGUCACCGUGUGGUGCUGGCCGCCUGUAGUCAGUACUUUGAGGCCAUGUUUAGCAAUGGAUUAAAAGAGAGCUUGGAUAAUGCUGUGAACUUUCACGAUAGUCUCCAUCCUGAGAUACUGGAACUUUUAAUAGAUUUUGCCUAUUCUUCAAAAAUUCUCAUAAAUGAGGAAAACGCUGAAUCCCUUUUAGAGGCCGGGGACAUGCUUCAGUUUCAUGAUAUACGUGAUGCGGCUGCAGAAUUUUUAGAGAAAAACCUCUACCCUUCGAAUUGUUUGGCAAUGAUGCUGCUCUCAGAUGCUCACCAAUGUCGUCGCUUAUACGAACUCUCUUUCCGAAUGUGCUUGGUCAACUUUGAAACCGUGCAUGAUACCGAAGACUUUUACAGUAUCUCGAAAGAUAUGUUGCUCAGUUUGCUUUCCAGUGAUGAGCUAGAGAUUGAAGAUGAGCAGAUUGUCUUCAAAGCCUUGCUUCAAUGGGUAAAAUAUGACUUGGACAAAAGGAAAGUCUAUUUUCCUGAAUUAUUAAAUAAUGUCCGACUGGCUUUACUCCCUUCUGAAUCACUCAAGGAAGCCAUAACUGGUGAAGAUUUAGUAAUGUCUGAUGAAAGGAGCAAGAUUAUUAUGGAUGAGGCUGUGCGUUGCAAGAGAAAAAUACUUCAGAACGAUGGAGUAGUAACUAGCCCAUGUGCUAAACCUCGGAAAGCCGGUCACACCUUGUUGAUCUUGGGUGGGCAGACUUUUAUGUGUGAUAAGAUCUACCAAGUUGAUCACAAGGCCAAGGAGAUCAUUCCUAAAGCUGACCUUCCAAGUCCAAGAAAAGAAUUUAGUGCUUGUGCAAUUGGCUGUAAGGUAUACGUAACUGGUGGUAGAGGAUCUGAGAACGGAGUAUCUAAAGAUGUCUGGGUUUACGAUACGGUUCAUGAAGAAUGGUCAAAGGCAGCCCCGAUGCUCAUUGCUAGGUUUGGGCAUGGCUCAGCAGAAUUGGAAAGUUGCUUGUAUGUAGUUGGUGGACAUACUGCAGUUGCUGGUAUUUUCCCUGCUUCUCCCUCAGUUUCAUUAAAGCAAGUGGAAAAGUAUGAUCCUUUAGCUAAUAAAUGGACAAUGAUGGCACCAUUAAGGGAUGGUGUAAGCAAUGCAGCUGUGGUUAGUGCCAAACUAAAGCUUUUUGUAUUUGGUGGUACAAGCAUACAUAGAGAUCGUGUGUCUAAAGUGCAGUGUUACGACCCAGCUGAAAACAGGUGGACUAUAAAAGCAGAGUGCCCGCAACCAUGGCGCUAUACUGCUGCAGCAGUACUUGGGAGUCAGAUCUUUAUUAUGGGUGGUGACACUGAAUUCACAGCUGCUUCUGCUUAUCGGUUUGACUGUGAAACAAACCAGUGGACAAGAAUAGGGGAUAUGACUGCAAAACGUAUGUCAUGCCACGCUUUGGCAUCGGGUAAUAAACUGUAUGUGGUUGGCGGAUAUUUCGGGACACAAAGAUGUAAAACAUUAGACUGUUAUGAUCCAAUCUCCGAUUCAUGGAAUAGUAUCACAACUGUGCCCUAUUCGCUAAUACCUACUGCUUUUGUAAGCACCUGGAAACACUUGCCAACAUGAGACUUGUUUCAUGAAUCACAAAAAAGGUAAAGAGAUAUCUAUAUAAUUUUCAUGUAUAUGGGGGAAAAAAACAUAAUUUCCCUUCAAUUACCUGAUUCUUCUUUCUUCACAGGUUCCUGAAUGAGGGAUAACGUCUCUCUGUAGUGUGUCCUUGUUGUGUGAUUAUUACAGACAAAAAAAAUAAUACUUGAAUUCAAGAGUUUGCAUUGGUAAAACAAACCAUAAAAAUAGCACAUAUAUUUGCUAAAAAACAUGCUAUGCUUUUCAAGGUUAAAAUUGCAACAAACACAUAUUACUAUGUCCAUUUUCAUAUAAGUAAUUGUGAUAGUGCAUCAGAAUAGCAGGAAAAAUGAAAACCAAGCACAAGCAAUAUUAUGAUGUUAUGGCAAGUUAAAGGGUUAUGCCAAGCACCAUGACCACUUCAGUGAUUUGACGUGGUCAUGGUGCUUGUAGUCUGUAUUUGCAGUUUUUCGGUUUGUUUUAAAUCUGUAUUUAUCGAAUAGAUAAUCACAAAUCAUACAACAACAAUGGCAAAAUAUGCGAAUACAGGAAAGCCCCAUAAGCAAUUGACCGUAAAUAAAAAGGUAGUAAUAGCCUCUCACACGGCUCCUGUUCACACAUCCUAUAAAGCCAUAAUGAUAUGUACAUGGAUUCUAAACGUGGCUUACCUAGGGUAGAACAUAAUAAUGUCAUAAUCCAUCUUCAGGACCGGUUUAUAUAAUCCCAGGGAACAGGUGUAGUUUUGCUUAUCAUAACUCCACCUAGCUCUUGUCAUUUUGUGGCAAGAGAAGAGCUUGGCUCAUAAAAAAAAAAAAAAAAAAAUGCUUAUGCAUUAGACUAAGAAAUGUCAUGGUGUAAAGAUUUUAAGAGUUAGAACGAGGGGAGGGAAUGAGCACUGUAAAGUGUGGAAAACAAAGGAAAGCAAGAGUGAAAAAAAAAUGGGAAGGGGAAAAAACUAUCCCACCACUCCCUGGAGGCAAAGGCACAGGGUCCUGUACAGCAGCAAGACUCCUAUAUAUGGAUUGCCGUCUAAGAUCUAUGCGAGAUAGGUCUGCACCUCAGGAAAGGUUAAAUAAACCAGCCAAUAAAACCAGCGGGUCAUAUAACGCUGCGUUUGAACCUCUGUUGUGGCCGACACAUUUUCAUACUGCCUAAUUACGUCCACCUUCACCACCCAUCGGGCGACAGAUAAGGACUUGGAACUAUGCCAAGUUCAGCAGCCAUGUGUUGGAUCAAUUUUCCAUGGGGCCCCGGUGCAAAAAUUGAUCCAACACAUGGCAGCGGGCACCUGGUCACAGGGCUGCGACCGCGGUAUGUACGCGAGUGGUACUUAAAGGACCACUAUAGGCACUCACUAUAGCUCAAUUAAGUGGUCUUGGUGCCAGGUCCCUCUAGUUUUAACCCUGCAGCUGAAAACAUAGCAGUUUCAGAGAAACUGCUAUGUUUACACUGAGGGUUAAUCCAGCCUCUAGUGGCUGUCUCACUGACAGCCACUAGAAGCCGCUUCCGCGAUUCUCACUGUAAAAAUCACAGUGAGAAGACUCUAACGUCCACAGGAAAGCAUUGAUUAAUGCUUUCCUAUGGACGGUUUGAAUGCGCGCACGGCUCUUGCCCCGCAUGCACAUUUGGAGCUGAGAGGCGGAUCGGGGCGGAGGGAGCCCGGCGCUGGAGAAAGGUAGGUGCUGAAGGGGUUUUAACCACACACACUCUCACAAACAGACACACACACAUUUACUGACAGACACACACUCAGUGACAGACAUACAGACAGACACACAAACACACUCACAAAACAUACUCUCACUGACAAACACACACAAACUAACACACUCAGUAACAGACACACACAGUAACGCACUCACUGACACAAACUAACAAACACACACUGACUCACUAGCAGACACAUUCAGUAACACACACACACUCAUUUUAAAAAAUUGGGAGUGCUGAGGGGAUUCCAGCUUUACCUGGGGUUCAGUGGGGCUGCUGGGCGGCCAGUCACUGCAGGCGGCGAGGGAGCACUGAUCCUCCUGUUCAGCUCCCCUCCCUUGCACGCCACUUACUGAUGCCGGAGCCAUGUCAUAUUCCGGCUCCGGGAUCACUGCAGUGCGCUCGAGGGAGCUGGGUAGAGAGAGCUCAGGGGGAGAAUGCUCCCUCGCACGCCCACCCGCCAAUUUGCAGCAUCCUAGCAUGUAGUGACUUCGGUGUUUGAUACCAGCAAAUUAACACCUUAUAUGGCGACAUCUGGAGUUUGGUCGAGUUACAUAUGUGGGCAUAAUUUUGCCUCCAGUGUGAUUCCAGCUCCUCCUCCCACUUGCUUGUACAGGGAUGUAACAGUAAGUAUCUAUUUUCCACUAACAUAGUGUAGAUUUAACGAGGCACCCCUUCCCCCCCCCCUUUUCGGGAAUAUCUCCACGUCACACAGUGCCUUAAUUUGGGUGAGCAAACGAACCAGCAUUUGUUUAAAUCUGUAUGAGAAGCAUUUCAUUGUUCUUUGUUGCCAGAGGUGUAACUCCACCUCCAAUAGCAUCAUUAGCCAACAGAGUUAACUAAUGUAAAUUUUGUGCAUAGUUUGCAUAGUCCGUGGUGCCACCCAAAUCCUCCCCAGUUUUAUUAAAGAGAAGCUGUCACUGUUGAGCUGGUGAAAAUCCUGUUUUCCAUAACCCACUAGUUGUUGGUGACUGGGGUCAGGAGGGAAGUAAAGGUUAAUUAUAAAGCUAUUUCUUCAUAUUAGCUAUUAGCUAAUCUAAAGCUAUUUCUUCAUAUUAGCCCCUGACAUGUCUAAAAAUACCCUGUGCACGUAUGCUAUUGUGGAUCAUUAUGGUAUCACAGCAUUAGUGUGAUUUACAUCAUAGCCCAAGCUGUGCCUUUACAUACAUGCCGCAUUGGAAAAUAAAAAACGUAAUAAUAAAAAAAAAUUGAAAUCAAUGAGCUAUUGUGUUGCAAAAUAAUAUCAUAUGAGUGAACACCUUUUUAAUAAGAUAUGCACUUUUUUUUUUUCAUUUUAUUUUAAUCUUUUUUAUUUAAAUUUUUCGGGUUUUCGUCAUUGAUAUGUCCAAAUAUAAUUUAGCCUGUAACUGAUUUAACAGAAGCUAUAAACACUACAGAGUUUUGCUCUCAGCCAAUGAACUAAGCCCUGCACUGCCAGGUUUGGCUCAGACAGAGAGCUUUAGUCGGUAGUGGAAACGAUGACCUUAAUCUGCUGGAUCACAAGAAAGAAGUGACUCCUUACCAUGGAGGUUGCCAGUGCAGUCUAGGCACCAUAACUACUUCUAUGCACAAAGAAUUGGGCAACUUUGGUUGAUUAAGCACGUUUGGUAAAGGGUGCUCUCUGCAUGACUCGGGAAACUUUGAAAAUAUACUCGUGACAGGUAAUUCAUGCAAAUUUCACAUUUUAUUGGGGUAGAUGAAGGCGGUUGCUUUUGAAUUAAAAAAAAAUGCAAAACAAAAAUUGUUCACUCUACUACAGGAUGUAAAUACUGCUACUGGUGUGUUAAUCAGAACUACACAAAAUAAUGCUAAAAUGAUUUGGGAAUUUGUCAUGCUGUUCUAAUUCCCUAAUUCCUUUCUUAGCUGGAUACGUCUUCCUCUUCUGACAACUGAAACUAAUAAAGCCGUAGACUUUAUACAAAGUCUUUCUUAUAUACCUGAACUUUUUAAUUAGGUCUACAUAGCUUUGUUUCAUCAUUUCUAAUUUAAUUUUAAAGUAAUCUUCUGGAUUGGAGAUAUGUUAUUACAGUAUCUUAUUCUCUUUGUCUAUUCUAUUGUAACAAGAGGAAAGGAACCUCAAAAUCAUGAACGCACUGCACAGAUUGUGAGUUUUAUUAGUCGAAAGGGUCUGCCAAAAACACAGGAGGGAGAGAACUGAUUAUAUAAAGAGAAACGAUCUUGCCAUUAACCCAAUUAACUGAAUCUGAAAUAAAGCACACAUAUGAUGUGUAGGAAUAGUAAAAAAAAUUAGCUGAUGCAGAACUCCCCACACCCUCCCCGCUUUAGAAGCUGAAAUAAUUGAGCGAUGCUUUGAUGUGCGUUAGUCAUGAUAUUCUGCAGUGUCUUGGGCUACUUUUAAUCAGUUGGCAAACUCACAAUGGCUUCCAUUCCUUUAUAACCGAACCCGAUAAAAAUCAGAACUUCUACUAGGAGCAUUGUAAUAAUAGAUCUAAUUAAAAUAGCUGAAAGUGAAUUCCACCUUUGCAUAUGUAACUUAAAUACUGUAAUUUAUUGGGCUUUUAUUGCAUAUUAUAUUGCACAGCCUGCACUUGUAAAGUAAAUCAGAUUAGUCUGCAUCACACAGAAGAACAGUUAAUAGCUGUACUAAACCUCUUCUAUAAAAAUAUAUGUGGAUAGAAAAUGAAUAAAGGCUGUUAUGGGCCACAGAAAAGAGGCUAAAUAAAAUAAUAGCCCCCACUGUGCUUUUGGUGGAGGCACAGCACUAUAAAUGUGUUAAUAACGUGUUAAUUAGGAAAAUGAUGAUGAAAAUGAAUAGCUAAAAAUAAGAUGAAAUAUUAUCUGAACCACUGGGGGAAUAUGUAAAUUCAAAAUUCCAAACUGGUGAGGAUAACAAAUGAGCACUACAGCAUUUUGCAAUAAGUGGGUGAGGUGGUACUUGUCAGCCGUGCCCGCUUGCAGCAUAUUGGGUCCCCAUGGAGUUUAAAUCUAGACUGCCCUGUGGUCUCUUUUUUGUGCACCACUCAGGAGACGGAUUAGUAGACUGAUUUCUGUCCUCUAACAAACAGCACCACCCAACCAAUUUACCCCAGUAUACCUUCUAUACAUAAAAUAACAUUUUAGGGAGUUUUAACACAAAUUCACUUCAUUCUGGACACCACAUCAUAAGGCUUUGGUAUCUGGGCCUGGCAGGGAAACUUUGGACCUUCUCAUCUUCCCAGGUAAGAAAAAAAACAUCAGUGUUAAUGUGUUCACUUUUAUUUACUGAGUGUCAGGAAGCACAGAGUGCCGCUGGGUAGGGGUGUCGUUGAUCGGCUAGAGCGGUCAGCUGGCACUCUAAGCCCCAAUCAGUAGCUCCCCAUUCAUAAAAAGUAAAACAUUUUUAUAAACUGGGAUCUAGCGAUUAGCUGUCAAAGUCACGGCCUGCAGGCCGCAUGUGGCCCACAAUGAAUAUCUUUGUGGCCCACAAUGAAUAUCUUUGCGGCCCAGCAAAGAUAUUCAUUGCACCGGUCACCUGGAGGCCUGCGGUAAUGAAAUGUAGCAGACAGAGGCGGUCCAGAGGCUGGCAGAGGUGGUCCAGGAGUGCAUGGAGGUGCGCAACGUCACGUCCUGAUGUGACGUCUACAUGCUCCGCCGUCAAGGAGUUUCGUCUUUGUCGUCUGUGUAAGAACCAUUCAGCCCAUCUAGUCUGCCCAAUUUUCUAAAUACUUUAAUUAGUCCCUGGCCUUACCGUAUAGUUAGGAUAGCCUUAUGCCUAUCCCACGCAUGCUUAAAGGGACUCUACAGUGCCAGGAAAACAAUCCGUUUUCCUGGCACUGCAGGUCCCCUCUCCCUCCCACCACCCAUCCCCGGUUGCUGAAGAGUUGAAAACCCCUUCAGUGACUUACCUGAGACCCCCGCCAUCCCUCGGCGGUGGUUCCAGGUCGCCGCCGCUCCUCCCCUUUAUCACGUCAGCCGGUGGGGGAGACUGAACCUGCCCGCCGGCUGAGGAGACCUAAUGCGCACUAGAGCUCUCCAUAGGAAAGCAUUGAAAAUGCUUUUCAAUGCUUUCCUAUGGGGAAUUGAGCGACACUGGAGGUCCUCACACAGCGUGAGGACGUCCAGUGACGCUCAAGCACAGAAAACCUGUGCUAUGAAGCAGGAAGUACCCUCUAGUGCCUGUCUAGUAGACAGCCACUAGAGGAGGGGUUAACCCUGCAAGGUAAUUAUUGUUUAUGAAAACUACAAUAAUUACACUUGCAGGGAUAAGGGUGGUGGGAGUUGGCACCCAGACCACUCCAAUGGGCAGAAGUGGUAUGGGUGCCUGGAGUGUCCCUUUAAACUCCUUUACUGUGUUAACCUCUACGACUUCAGCUGAAUGGCUAUUCCAUAUAUCCACUACCCUCUCAGUAAAGUUAUACUUCCUGAUAAUAUUUUUACUUUGCCCCUCUAAUUUAAGACACUGUCCUCUUGUGGUAGUUUUUCUUCUUUUAAAUAUAGUCUCCUCCUUUACUGUGUUGAUUCCCUUUAUGUAUUUAAAUGUUUCUAUCAUAUCCCCCCUGUCUUGUCUUUCCUCCAAGCUAUACAUGUUAAGAUCCUUUAACCUUUCCUGGUAAGUUUUAUCCCGCAAUCCAUUAACCAGUUUAGUAGCCAUUCUCUGAUGUCUCUCUAAAGUAUCAAUAUACUUCUGUUGAAACAGUCUCCAGUACUGCGUACAAUACUCCAAGUGAGGUCUCACCAGUGUUCUGUACAAUGGCAUGAGCACUUCCCACUUUCUACUGCUAAUACCUCUCCCUAUACAACCAAACAUUCUGCUAGCAUUUCCUGCUGCUCUAUUACAUUGUCUGCCUACCUUUAAGUCAUCAGAAAUAAUCACCCCUUAAUCCCUUUCCUCAGAUAUUGAGGUUAGGACACUAUCAAAUAUUCUGUACUCUGCCCUUGGGUUUUUACAUCCAAGAUGCAUUAUCUUACACUUAUCCACAUUAAAUGUCAGUUGCCACAAUUCUGACCAUUUUUCUAGUUUACCUAAAUCAUUUGCCAUUUGGCUUAUCCCUCCUGGAACAUCAACCCUGUUACAUAUCUUAGUAUCAUCAGCAAAAAGACAUACCCUACCAACAAGACCUUCUGCAAUAUCACUAAUAAAAAUAUUAAAUAUGUAUAUCAUUCCUCCUUGGUGUUUUUAAAGGACCACUCUAGGCACCCAGACCACUUCAGCUUAAUGAAGUGGCCUGGGUGCCAGAUCCAGCUAGGGUUAACCCAUUUUUUCAUAAACAUAGCAGUUUCAGAGAAACUGCUAUGUUUAUGAAUGGGUUAAGCCUUCCCAAAUUUCCUCUAGUGGCUGUCUCAUUGACAGCCACUAUAGGCGCUUGUGUGCUUCUCACUGUGAUUUUCACAGUGAGAGCACGCCAGCGUCCAUAGGAAAGCAUUAUGAAUGCUUUCCUAUGUGACCGGCUGAAUGCGCGCGCAGCUCUUGCCGUGCGUGCGCAUUCAGCCGACGGAGAGAAGAAGAGGAGGAUCGGAGGAGGAGAGCUCUCCGCCCAGUGCUGGAAAAAGGUAAGUUUAACCCCUUUUCCCCUUUCCAGACCCGGGCGGGAGGGGGACCCUGAGGGUGGGGGCACCCUCAGGGCACUAUAGUGCCAGGAAAACGAGUGUUUUCCUGGCACUAUAGUGGUCCUUUAAUUUGAAUACAUUUUCACUUUUUGAUAUUUGUUGAUUUAUUACCUGGUUACCAUGUCGGCUCGGUCUGCUAGUAGCAGAGAAGAGAUGCCAAGUGUCUGGAAGAAAACAUUCAUUUUAUUUGACUAUAUGUCUGUUUAACUGUUAUUCACCUCUUUCAUAUUAAGUGCACCCACACUUAUUAUAUAUAAUUGUUUUCAGGACUAACAGGGCUUUCAUUUAACAUCAAAUAUUUAGGUAUGAAACAUAAUUUAAUUUGAAUAAAAUAUUUAAAAAUGGGAGAAAAUAAGAUUUAUUUUUAUUUUUUUUAGUUCUACAUGACAUUUUAUCAGUGAAUGUCAUAAUACUGUUUGCGUUUACUGCAAUAAAAUACACAUUUUUGUAUUCACCGAUGUCUCACAUGUAAAACAGAACCCCCUAUGUACAGGUUUUAUGGUGUUAUGUGAAGUUACAGGGUCAAAUAUAGCAUAAUACAUUUUUCAUUUUUUUCACAUUGAAAUUCGCCAGAUUGGUUACGUUGCCUUUGAGACCGUAUGAUAGCCCAGGAAUGAGAAUUACUCCUGUGAUGGCACACCAUUUGCAAUAGUAGACAACCCAAGGUAUUGCAAAUGGGAUAUGUCCAGUCUUUUUUAGUAGCCACUUGGUCACAAACACUGUCCAAAGUUAGUGUUAAUAUUUGUUUGUGUGUGAAAAAUGCAAAAAACUAAUUUGAACGCCAACUUUGGCCAGUGUUUGUGACUACAAAAAAGACUGGACAUACCCCAUUUGCAAUACCUUGGGUUGUCUACUAUUGCAAAUGGUAUUCCAUCAUGAGGGUAAUUUUCAUUCCUGGGCUACCAUACGGUCUCAAAGGCAACGUAACCAAUCUGGCGAAUUUCAAUGUGAAAAAACUGAAACGCAAGCCUUAUAUUUGACUUUGUAACUUUUAAAAACACCAUAAAACCUGUACAUGAGUGGUACUGUUAUACUCUGGAGACUUCGCUGAACACAAAUAUUAGUGUUUCAAAACAGUAAAACGUAUCACAACAAUGAUAUCGUCAGUGUAAGUGCCGUUUGUGUGUGGCAAAUGCAAAAGAAUGUCACUUUUACUGACGAUAUCAUCAUUGCAAUACAUUUUACUGUUUUGAAACACUAAUAUUUGUGUUCAGCGAAGUCUUCCGCGUAAAGCAGUACUCACCUUGUACAGGUUUUAUGGUGUGUUGGAAAGUUACAGGGUUAAAUAUAGUGCUAGCAAAUUAAAUUCACUGGACUUUCAGCCUGGGUUGUCAGGCAGGUCCCGCAAAUUGUAAUUAAUAAAAUGACCUUUGUAAAAUUAUUACAUAAAUGUAUAUGUAGAAUUAUUAUAUAUAUUUUUUUUUAAAUUAUUUUUAUAUAUAUAUAUAUAUUAUUUCGUUCUACGUGUAUUUUGAUAUCAAUGUAUAUAUAUAUUAUCAAAAUACAGUUAGAACAAAAUUACACAUAUAUAUAUUUUAUGUAUUUACAUAUUUAUUUAUUUUUUGUUAUAUAUAAUUAUAUAUAUUUAAUCAAUAUCAUUCUACGUGUAUUUUGAUAUUAAUAAUAUAUUUAUAUAUUAAAAUAGUUAGACAGUGUAUGAGUGUGUGUGUGUGUGUGUAUAUAUAUAUAUAUAUAUAUAUAUAUAUACUUAGAUCAUAUAUAUAAUAUAUAUGAUCUAAGUAUAUAUAAUUGUAUUUUAAACUGUUUUUAAAUCUUUUAUUUUACAUUUUUCAGGCAGCAGGGGGAGAACGUGUCAUUAUAGACACUUUCCCUUGCUGGCACUGCUGUGGACAGCCAUGCAAAGGACGGCAGGGACGUGCUAUGCCGCCCGCCAGCGUUUAGAGCCAGGUCCCCAAGGGCGGCAUAGCACGCCCACCGCCCUUAAGGGGUUAGCGCUAUUAACCUUAUUUCCAGCGUCACGACGAUCUCUUCGUCUCUUUACUUAAUGGGUGUCCUGUUUUUUUAUUUUCAAAAUCUGGUCACCCUGGCUAUGUGAUAAUGUCUAUGUCCCUCCCCUUCAUGACACUGUAAAAAGGGGGCCAAGCAUGGAUGUCUUUAAAAUUAUGCCUCCCACCCCCUUGGAAAAAUUCCUGCGGAUGCCCAUGGUUGCCAGUGCUACAGUUCUUUGAUUCCUGCAGACUGAGGUGUUACCAUUUAGUCACGUAGAUGCUGGACUGGUUAGAGAGAACACCAGGAUUUACCAGGGAUUUCCAGUGGCCAGUGAGGAAAUGUUGAAAUAACAAAGGCCAGUUGGGUGUUCUUAGUCCUUUGUGCUAAGGAAACUUGACAUGACUUGAGAGAAAAGAGAGCGAUUUUAUACUGGGUACGGGAUGUCUCCAAGCACUGUAUACUGUAGUUACACAUUAAACAAGUUCCUCCUGUCUGAGCAUCUAUUUUAAUACAUUGCUGUAAAAUGCUAUUUGAAUUAGACAGAUUUCUGUAUGUUCAGAAGUAUACACAGCCUUUUGCAUGUUAUAGGUAUUUAUUUCCCAAUAGGAUGCUCUAUUAAUUGCAAGAAAAUAAAGACUCCUAUAGAACCUUUGAAUAACAUACAAAUGGAAACUACUUGAAACCAAUAAAAGCCGUGUUGACCCUUGUUAGUAGUAUUGCUUAAUACUAAAAUAUUUGCAAUAUUGUGCAAGUUGUCUGUUCCUCAUAAAGUAAAAUUGUUUUACUGGUGUCAGUGACCCAUGGUUGAUGUAGGGUUUAAAGAUUAUUUUACUUUUGUACUAGAAUUAAAGGCAAGUCAUGAACCAUAACAACGAUAUUGUUGCUAGUGGGGAAAAAAUGAAUAAAAUACAAAAAGGGGAGAUGGCAUAGGUCAUUGGAUUUUACCUUUGGUCACUCAUCCUGGUGAUGCAAACACUGCACACUCCCUUAAGCCACCAUCCAAAAUGUCUCUUUUAUUUAUGUUUUGUGUAUGUUUGUGAAUCUGUAAAACAAAAGCAGCACUAGCUUUCGAUUAUAUAGGAAAAUGAUUUUAGGCCUCGCUCUCGGAACCUCCAGCGGGUGCAGACUAAGUGCCGAGGUCCCUGGAGUAUAUCAGAGCCACUGGUUACCACAGUUUUUCUCUGAUUCAUUACCACGCGCUGGCCUGAGGGCGCAAUGGACAUGGUCUGCAACACUUGGAGGUGCAGACCAGAUAUUGAGCCCACCAAACCAACAGGACUACACGUCUCCCCUCUCUGAUACAAGGCUAGCAAUAGAGUGGGAGGAAAUUACAAAAAACAAAAAAUAAAUUGUAAACACUACAGACCCUAUUCCUACUUGCUAACACUCCACAGAUAUACACCUCCAUGUCCGUUCACUGACACUACAGAAAUACAACUCUGCAUUUGCACUUCAAUGCACUGCAGAAACACAUUGCCCACAUUCACACUGAGGCACCACAGAAAUUCAUCUCCAACCCCCCCCCCCCACCACCCCAGGAAUGUGAUUGUGGGUGAUGAGCAGGGCCACCAGGGGGUAACAGCUGGUAGUCGAUUCAGGGGUUUGUUUGAGCAGCGAGGGCCAUAUGAACUGGACUGCAUUGUGGAACUAUAGGGGACUGCCUGUUCUUCAUUCCUGUGUGUUUUUGUGCUGGGGAAAAAGUCAUGUCACUUUUCUGACUUUGCUUGGUUUUGUACUCAAAACAAUGUUUAGCUCAAUUAAGCAUUUUUUGUGUAUAGAUCAUCACUGUCGGUGUCAUUGCUCAACUCUUUGCCAUUUAGGAGUUAAAUCAUUCUAUUUAUGCAGCCCUAGCCACACCAACAUGGAAAAAAAGUCUCAUAUUCAAUCAGCACAGUAUGUUUAAUUUAGAAGUUGCUUUGUUGAUUGAAUUAAUCACACGCAGAAGACUAUAGCAAACUAUUAACAGCAGCGGAUGUAAUAUUCUAAAUUAAACAGUGUGCAAUAAAGGAGUUUAAACAUUAGAUAUCUCUUUACAGUACAUGUGUAGGUCGACUGUGUAGGUCACAUAAGGAGAGUUGUGGCUAAAGCUGUGUAAACAAAGUGAUUUAACUACUAAAUGGCAGAGAAUUAACAAAUAAGACGGCAGGAGCAUGAUCUGUGCACCAAAACUGCUACAUUUGGCUGAAGUUGGGUUUUGAUGCUUAAAAUUGCCCCUUUUAGAGCGACAUUAUUUUUUCUAGAAUAAUUGCUAGUUGUAAUAAUAAUAUAUAUUUUAUUAGUAGUAUUAUAUAUGUAAUGAAUAUUUUAUUGACCUUAUUUGUUUAAAAUACACUUUUCUCAUGUAUUUUCUUCUCUUCUAGAUGCUACGUUCCUUCCCUCUGUAUCUUGGAUGUGGAGAAGCCUCUGUUAACCUUUUUAAGAUGCUUGUAGGAGUCUAAAAGGAUUUUAACCCCAUUGAUCUAAAGUACAAAAGAAAAAUAAGAACUACAUUCUAGUUAACCUGGAAAUGUAUAUUGCAUACGUUUAGUUUAAAACUCAAGCAUUAUUUCCCCUCUUUACAUAGAACUUUCUGCUGCUUUUGCAGUAAGGCACUGUGUUUCCUGAUACCAUCACCUUUUAGGCAAUAUACUCUAGCUAGUAUCCUGCACAAUUGUUCUGAUUUGUUUUUGUGUUUUUUUGUUUGUUUUUUGACUGUUUAAACCAUGGGUUAACAAACAUUAGGACCUGCAGUGCCAUGGGUCCUAAACACAUUACAUUUAGGCUAGACAUUCUGUCACCAUUGUUUGAGUGUAUUUUUUAUGGAGCUCUACAGAUGUCCCUCUUCGUUGGCUCCAAAACAAACUUGCUUGGCUUCUAUUAAUGUACAUCUGAUUUCUCCAAAUAUACAAACAUUUCUCAAUAUGUGGCUUAAACAAACUGCAGAAAAAUUGGCACCAUUCAUAGUAUUUGAUCCAUGUGAAUCAUUGAAAUGUGUUGUCUCUACAGGAGCCAGAUUGUGGCACAGCAUUCUAAAUAUGACCAGUGACAUUUAUGGAGACAAGUCCAAAGGUUAAUCUACUAGGCCCACAGUGUACUGUAGAUACACUUUCACUAACCCAGCUUCCAUACAUAGCAUCCAAGAAUUCACAGCUCUGAAAAUGAAAGGAGUAUUAUUGGGUGUGUUUUUCCACUUAUAUGGGUAAUAUAUGAAAAAAAAAAUCUACCAAAGAAAAACACUUUUCCCAUGGAUCUUGUUUGUUUGGUUUGUUUUUUCCCAAAGAAAGCUGUAAGUUUGGCGUUUUCUCUUUCAAACGAAUAGGAAAAUUAAUCAACAUAAAUAUUAAAUACCAUCUAAUGCACAACAAGCAAAGGCUUUAAAAAAAAAAAAAAAAAGGGGAUUCUUGGAGACUGGCUGCCUUGUGAGCGAAUUAUUUAUUUAUUUUGCAUAUUUUACAUUUUGGGCAAGGUUAACCUUGCUUAUUAAUGCCAUGGGGGUUAAUUAACCAUCAGAUUAAACAUGCACAGAGUUAUGUAGGCAUCUUCUAUAUAAAGUUAAAAAAAAAAAAAUAUCUGAGGCCAAUUGUUACUUAUUGUAUUUAUUAAUAUUUUUGUAUUAAGAGUAUUUCUUUUUGUUAUUGCAUAAAUUCAAGAGCGGUAUUUUAGGUAUCCUCGGUACAGUUUUUUUUUUUUCAUGCCAGUGGUUGCUGUGUUUCAGUUACAGCAAAAAUCUUUAAAAUAAAAUUGUCUUUGUGUCUUGAUAUAGUGCUAAUGGAGAAUAGUUUGGUAAAUGUGGCAGCUUUUGCCUCCCGUAUCUAGCUUCCCAUGAGCCAUCACUCUUAAGGACUGAUGAAAACAAAUACUUUCCACACAAUUGAUGCAUAUAGCAUGUUACAUGGCUGUGAGAUCGUCUGAGAGCAUUCCAUUGAAUUCAUUUUGAACUCUUACAGCACCCAAGAGUGCAAAGGUGACACAUCACCUAUCAAAAUCAAACGCCAGGAUCUGGAAACAAGAAUACAGAGGUGAGAGGGGAGAGCGGUGUCUUUAAACUUACAAAGUAAUUUUCAAUUUUGAAAUUAUAACACUAUUUUGAGUCAGGUUUGUUCAAAUCUGGAGAUUUACUCAAGAGUUGCUUUGUAAUAUUCUGUUGCACAGAGAAGUGAAGGGUGAUAAAAAUCUAGUGUGCAUAAGGACAAAUGAGAGGAAUCUUUAUAAAAAAUAAAUACAAAAAUAUGAAUGUGGGGGAAACAUUGGAGGGUUAUGUGUAAAUUGUGUUGUAUUCAAAAAAGUGGACGACUGUAAGAUGGAAAUCACAAUGAGGUCCAGCAGACACAUCCCCUUGGUGACUCCACCCUUUUAUAUCUUUGCCGACACUUUUUAUACAUAACCCCUAUUGUUUCUUGUCUAUCUUAAAUGACAAUGUACGAGCAGGAGGCCAACAGAUGAUGAAGAUGGAACUUAAUGUUUGUGUUCAGGGGUCCAUUUAGUCUUUGAGGUUGACCCAAUAAGUACAGUAAGGCAUUACUUGACUUACCGUGAAGCACUUUGUGAUGAUUCAUUAAAAGGGUGAAUGCACUGUAUAAGGCACAUUAUCUGUAUAUGUUGUACCUUUUAUUUAAGAUACCGAUAUAAAAAAAAAAAAAAACUCAAAAGUUGAAAAUAAAGAUUGAAACAUCAUACUGCUUGUGGCUUUUGAAAUACAGUUUAAUAAAUGUAUAGAAUUGUUUUGCUCUGCACCCAGUUCUCCAGGAAGUUCAGCAGGACUGGUAUCUUUUGUAUCGUGACAGUCCCGAGAGGCAUACCAGGAUUGUCUGGUGUGGUUUAUCAAUGAUGUCAAAGUUUGAUACAUAUUUGUAAUUUUAUGAUCGAAAAUAAAUUGUUCAUAUACAAAGAUGUUGCCCUGUGGUUCAGGUCAGAACUAGACACUUUCUAUAUUGUAUAUUGUUUGUCUUCCCAAAUGUGAAUUCCUGAUGGAUUUUCAGUAUAAAAUGAAAAACUGGUGUAAAAUUAAAAACAAGUCGC
Pelobates cultripes (western spadefoot toad) is the source of this 48689-nucleotide messenger RNA. NCBI's taxonomy places the organism in Eukaryota, Metazoa, Chordata, Amphibia, Anura, Pelobatidae. The record is from the annotation of a GenBank genome assembly.